AUGAGUGACACUCUCAGACUCCCUUCGCUCCAGGUGAGCGUCCCAAACGAUGGUACAGCAUCAGAUGGAGGAAGCAACGUUAUUUCAGAUUGCUCCAUUAACUCGUGUUCCUCAACACCGACUCUCAGGCGGAAGAGAUUUAAGAUGAGGCGUAUGAGGAACGUGCCGAGCGAGAAGGAGAGCGAAAGAGGCCGCCUAGCCGUCGGUCAACUCACGGCUCGAUCUCGCUCCAGUUCCAAGGAGUACCUCCAGCUGCCUUCUAUCGAGAUCACGCCAUCCAGUGACGAAGAUGGCCCUUCUUCCUGGUCCCGCUGCUCCACGCCCAGUGCCUCGCCAAGACGUAAGCGUUUCCUGUUGAGGAAGUGGCUAAAGGUCCGAGAGAAGAAGGAGCAAGGCAGUGAGAGCAGGUUGGUAUCAUGGGCCAAUCCUACUUACCUUUCCUCAUUCCCUAUUUCUCUCUUAAGUCUCCUCUAACACCCCCAUUCUGCUUCCCUCCAUCUCCUCCAAUGUCUCGGAUCACCAACUUAUUGAGAGCUGUUGCCCUCUAAAAUAAAAACUCUACUGUUGAAUCCCUUUCAACAAACAGCAGCUUAAACAGCUCAGAGUUUACCACAGUACCUUAUAUUUUCAUGCACUUCUUAAGAGUCUUGAUUUCAGCCUGAAGCACAGUGUGCCUUUUUUUGUAUUUAGUUCAAGAACUUCCAUUCACUCAGAAAAAAACAUCUCUUCCUGUACUUGAAAGACUAAAGAUUAACAUGAAGUUCCUUUGAAUCUUAUCUCUAAAGCGGUUUUGUCCUUGCAACAGUUCUGGUACUUUUUUGUGCUUGAGUUAUGAUUCAGGAAAUCUCACUGCUCCCCUGCAUUAUUUCAAGUUUGAUCAUGGCAACACUCUGUUUUACACCAAUUUAAGGGACCACAGGUUUUAAUGAAAAGUCAAUGAGUUGAGUUUAAAAAAAUAUACAAGGAUGUUGCGCUUUUCCUACUAUUUAAAGAAACUGAUCAUCAGUUUCAAAUUAAGAGUUGUCUUUAUUCACCGUAUAACUGAUAGGCUCACCUUUUUUGUGUGCAAACAUUAGAUCCAUCUAUGUCGGUAAUUUGGAGGUUGGAAGUGUAGAUGACCCUUUGUUUACAUGCAUGAGCUGCUGCAGCAAUUGUUAACUUUGAGAGUCUUGUUAACAAGGAAGAGCAGAACAGAGACUUCUACCCAGAGAUCAGUAGAGUCUUCAAGACACCAGAUCCUGGGAACAUGUAUCAGACAUUUAGAUUUUGAGGGCACAUAAAAAUGUUGCCAUUUCAUUUAAAACUUGAAAAAGUUGUGUGAUUGUUAAAAGAAACUCUGGAUGAAUGUUUUCCCACUUAAAAAGUCAAUUUGCUGCUGGUUAGUAAAAUGACUGGGUAUGGAAAGGCUUUCCAGAGAGGCUGAGUCAAUCAGAGGCACUCCUAUGUAAGAGAGGGUAAGUCUUUAGGGGUUUUAGUAGAUGUCUUAGAGAAUCUGAAGACAUCUACUUUGUGGACACUAACAGUAUGUUUGAAUGCACAGUUAAGUUGUGCUACAGCCACAGCUGGAUUUGGUGAUCUAACUGGACGACUGUCCUUGUCUUAGUUACACUACUGGGCAAGAAUCGAAUUAUUGGCAGAUGCAUGUCUGCCUCUGCUACAGUCGAGGGUGACAUGCCCCCUUUCAGCUCAUUACUGUUGCUUUGUCAAAAAAAAAAAAAAGCAGAAAAAAAAAACACAAAAGGCAUAAGUGAGAAGCAAACCAGACAUCUCUUUCACAGCCUUCUGCUGUCUGUUAGAAAAGUUUCAACUUUUUUCCAUCCUCAUUUUGUCUGUUGGGGUUUUAUCUACCACUUUGGCCUCCCACCAAUACAUCUGUGCUCUUAAACCACCAACUCAGAGCCUGGCAGGCGAACACUGGGGCAGUUUCACUUUGAUUGAGCUGUGCGUACAUGACAGAGAAAAUCAGUCCCGUUCUUCAUAAUCCAGGUAUGUUUUCCGCAUAAUCCAGGUAUGUUAGUCUGACUAUUAAAAGUUAAAUAACAGUGCCAUCUCAGUCUGACCAAGACUAACAUGUUUAAAUGCAUUUUAAAAGCCCAGUUUCAGUUGACUUAUUGCAUAAAUCGGUUUUAAUGCAUGAUAACAUAGUGUAUGUCUCAUGCAUUUGUCCCUGUCAAAUUAACAAGUAAAUAAAAAGAUGAAUCUGUAAAAAUUAACAAGCCCAACAAAUAACCUUUGAUGGCCAAGAUCCCCAGGUCUUCAGGUAGUAGCACUGCAUUAAAACUAAGGGCUGCGUGAUAUUGGAAAAAACUAACAUUGCAAUGUGUUUCAACCCUUCAAUAUACAUUUCGAUAUUAGAAAAUACAGGAAUUUUCACCAGAUGACCUGAAUUGCACUUUGUUUUAUGCUGCACUGCUGAAAUCUUGUAGACAGUUAGCCUGCACUGAUCUUACCUCUUUUUGUGAAUGUUAGUAGAACAACUUCUGUCCGUCUUAGAGAUAUUUUUAGCUUGCUUUUAUUGUGCUGGGACUUGUUAUCUCUGUUGUGGGAACAGAUGAAAGGCACUGCCGUGUUGGUCGACAUCAUCCUUCUUGUAACCAAAAUAAUUCCGGAUGACUGAUGUUGCUUUCCUUUUUGGCAACAAGUAUUCAUUUUCGGUGGUUUUCUCUUGUUCAUUUCUCAUUUUGCGUUUGUUGUUGUUGUUACCGGUGUUGUGCUGAGAAACGCAUGCCCACGGAGAAUACCAAGCACAUCACAGAAACGCAAACAGCUUAUAGUAGAGUGGUCCACGGAAAUAUACAAUUUAAAACCCAUACAAUUCUUAUUUAUGGGACUAAACUGUGAUGAGUAAUAUUCUGAAAGUAAUUCUCGGCGGGCAUGUGUUUCUCGGCACAACACUGGCAGUGCCAGCGACUCACUCUAUGUGCAGAACAUGUGCAGGGGCGUGGUUUCCUCCUCUCUAAUUUUGAUUGACGGCUGGCAGAGUAGUCUGAUUGGCAACUGAGUAAAGAAGAAAUGUGAUUGGUGGAUCGCUGCACAGCACACGCAGUCCCAUGCAUGUGCUGUGCAUGUCAACUACCCUUGAAAUUAGAUGAGUUCAUUCGCCUCCUACAUCGCAGGCUCUGCAAUGUGACUAUCGCGCACACAUACAGCGUGAUGACAAUGCUCAAACGAUAUAUCAUGCAGCCCUAAUUAAAACAAUCAUGACCUUGCAGAGGAAAUCACUGUAUCGGUUUAAAAAUCAAAACUAAAUGCCAACAUCUGUCAACAAAGUUUGAUGCAGGUCAAAACUAUUGACUGGAGCCAAUUAAGUAGAAAACUGUCCAGUCGUCCGACAAAUCAAAAUUUAACUUUGUCCAAAAUUUCAGGGGUAUUGCUUUUAACAGGAGAAGGACCACCUUUUAGCAUAGAUCAGAAGCCUGAUUGUCCUGGGACAUAUGCCCAUUGAAUGGGUAGCUUUACCAUCUGGGAAGGUACCAGUAAUGUUGAACAGUAUACACAGGUUUUGGAGCAACUUUUGUGACUAUCAAGAUACUUGAGUUUUGCAGUGGAGACCAAGAAGACGCCAAACUAUAUUUCAAAAGCAUUACAACAGCGUAUUCAUGUGUUUGUAGUAUUUUUAGCCUCAUGAGAGGUUUCAGUGUUCUGCAUCCCAUCAAAUUAUGUGUAGUCUGUAUUUUGCUCAGUCGCACAUCAAUCAAAUGAAUCAUCUGUUUACAACGAUGAGUCAGUUCUGCCGUUGUAAUAUUCUUUUGUCUUAUAGCAGGUUUUGUGUGUAUAUGAUGAGUCAGUCAUGAGUUUAACUGACCCCAUAGAGAAAGUAAUGAGCCCCCUGGCCAUCUCUGAGUCCCAGAUAUUCUAAACAACUAUUUUUCAUCCAUUUGUAAAAUUCAUCAAGUACACCUUUAUUCGUUUUGUUCUACUUGAUCCAUUAGAAAGAAUUGAGAUACUACAUGACCCACUUCUAUUGCUGUAUUUAAAAUGCUCUCUUUCACAGCCUAUUAUAAGAGCAGUUGUCUGCCUUGUUAAAUGAAGAGUCGGGUAGUUAUUCCACUUCUGUCUGUGCUGUUUCUAAAAAGGUAUCACCAGUUCUGGUUGGUAGGCAGAGACAGGUUCAUUACUCACUCCAUCCAUGUGUUCUGUCUUUGCGAGUUGAAGCUACUGUUUCCCCCGGGGCGUGAGUUCACAACCCCAUCAGCCCUCCCUGAGUAUGAAAUACUGUCAUUAUCCACAACGUCAUGAGUGCGGCUCAGCUCCCCCUCAGGCGGUGCUCUGGACUGUUCUAACAAGCUUAAUACCUACUGUUGUGUGAAGACAAUGCAGCUCCUCCUCAGUCAGCUGUUUUUUUUUACCCGCUGCAUGUAAUCUACAAGAAAGUUCUACAGGAUUAAAACAGUGUGAGGUGACAUUAAUAACCCAGACCUUCAUGUUUGUCUUCACUUAAUUAUUCAUGAAACAGAACAAGCACAGUUUGUUGCGUGAAGUUGCGAGGACAUGCUCUGCGAUACACCACUUUCUAUCAAGUCAGCAGCACUGAUCCCCACAUCUAUCUAUUAUUAGUGCCUUGUGGGCAGUUAUCUUCGAACUUAUACUUUUUCAACUUCUUCCACAAUAGAAAAAAAAUAACCAUAUAAAAAAAAUAUAUAUAUUUUCUUGUCACAGUCAUACAGCCUAUGCAGCAUCAUUAUGUGGAAAAUAAAUGAGGACGCUUACUAAGGAUGUUCAGGAGACUGAGCUCGUGUUCUAGCCUGAGUUGCACCUGCGUUCACCGUUACAGAAGAGGGACAGCUCAGUCAGGCUUUACUGCAUUUUCAACAGGAAUACAAAUUGCACACUGUGAUAGGAAAUGCUUUCUUUUGGAAACAGACAAAAUGAUUUCGUCCAGCUCAGACGAAAAGUGCAUGUCUUCUUUUAAAUAUUCAUUUGUGAGACAUGUUUUGAAACCAUUUAGAAAUCGAGCUAACAAUAUGACUCUGCUUUUAAAGCGGCCACCUUUGAAAGCAGUGUGAAAAGCUUAAACCCUCUCAUUGAGGGCUGAGUCAGUCCAAUUGUCAAAUGGGUUUAAAAUGCUACUUUUAAACACCAUCUCCUGUUAGAGUGCUCCUAUUGUUACUUUUGUUUUUUGACAGGGAAAGAAGCAAAAUAAGCUGAGUUUAGACAGGUAUCCAGUACUGUGUUUUACAGAUCAACAAAUAGUUCUGAAAAAGCAUCAGGGACUUGAGCUGUGGUGUAGGUAAAUUUAGAGUUUGUAAAAGCAGUGAUAUGUUUGGUGGCAGAAACCAAAUAGAUUUCAGGUAAACAACUUGAGAGUUACCAGAUUGCUAGUACUGGGUUGUACCCCCUUUUUGCUAAAAGACAUGUUUUAAUUCUUUGUGGCAUACUUUAAUUUUAUGUGUCGGAAACAUUACUCUGAGAUUUUUGUCUAUAUUAACAUGCUGUAGAUUUGUCGGCUGCAUGUCCAUGAUGUGAAUUUCCACUUCUACUAUCUGAUCUUCUGUUGCUUUAACCACCUGCUUCAAGGUUGAAUGUUUUGUGCAUUCAGAGAUGACAUUCUGCAUACCUUGGUUGUGAUGAGCAGUUAUUUGACCCACUGUUGCCUUUUGCCCAUCUCCAACCUGUCUGCCUAUUCUCCGCUGAUCUCUAACAUCAAUAAGGCAUUUUUGUCCACAUAACUGCUGCACACUGGAUAUUUUCUCUAUUUUCAGACCAUUCUUUGUGUACCUCAGAGAUAGUGGUGAAUGAAAAUCUUUUCUAAAAAAAUCAGACCAACAACCAUGCCACGUUGAAAGUCACUUAAAUCCCUUUUCUUCCCUAUUGUGAUCCUCAAGCUUGAACCUCAGCAAGUGCCUUAACAUUGAAUUGCCGCCAUGUGAUUGGCUAAUUAGCUAUUAGUGUUAACAAGCAAUUGAACAGGUGAACCUAAUAAUGUGGCUGGUGAGUACAUAUCCUAAUGAGGGACAUUCUGGCUCCUUUUAGUGAUCCAGAUCAUUUGACUCAUUAAGAGCUGGCUCUUUGUGUUCCCAAAUGACUCAUAGUACUGCUCACAUUCAGCAGUUGACUUUUUGAGCCAAAUCGUCCACAAUCAAUACGCUGUUGGGAUUGAACAUGUAAAGACAUUAUCACAGCAGAUAAGAAAGACAAGGAUGACAAAGUCCUGCAGAGGCAGAUGCUUUUGGAUUCUCAUUAUACUGAAUGUGUCACAAGGGAAGAUAAAGGAAUUAACUGUGUGUGGAUUUUAGAUUUUAGAUCUGAGUCCAUAAAGGCUGAAAUUCAUGGUUAGGCUUACGGGGUGUGUUCACUUUUUUCUCCUUUGGUGCUGCAGAGAAAACAGAAGAUCAACGUUUUUCGAGCUGCAAAACUUAAUUGGCUAAAAUUUAACUGUCACACAACCACACUAAGUGUAGCAGGCAAAAGCAGCCAACACUUAAACUACUUGUAGUCAUGCCUUUUCUUUAAAAUGGGGGAGUAUAGGGUUUUAAAAGAAUAAACUUUCACACCUUACAGUAUGAGCAUUUUGUUUUUAAUACAAACUGGAAUUACAAGACUGCAUUUGAGAGCUGUUGUGUCGUUAAGUGUUGUCCAAGUUUUUUUUCUACAACAGCUGGUUCAUUUUUUACCUAAUGUGUUAACUUUUAAAACCAGUUUUUAAACAUUAACCCUGAGUCUGACUCACAUUACUAACAGCACAUUGUUUCUGACUGUGCUGUAGUAGGGUUUUUUCAGCCCUGCGUCUUUAACAAGAGUCUGGACCUUCACCUCAGGCAAGGAUGACACUCAUGACUGGCCAAGACUUUGUUCCUCUGAACAACUUUUUUUUUGUGUGUAUAUAUGCCAUUAACCACCUCAGCUGAAACUGUGUGAUGUGAGAGGGUGAAGCACUGUUGUGUUUUUGAAGGAUAAAGAGCAAACGAUGUCAGCAUGGCUUUCUCCUUUUGGCAGGUGUUGAAUGUACUGUGAGUAUUGAAGAACAUUUGAUUGGAAAAUGCUGGUUAUAAAGCCAAAAUAUCGUUCUUUGGAGCACUUUUUGGGCUUAAAAAGAUUCAAUUUAACAGCUGCACAUCUGGCUUGUUCAGAUAUCAUUUGAAAUACCGUAAUGAUUAAAGGUCUGUGGUUGAGUUUUUCCCUCAUACUCACUCAUAUCUGUAAAACUUAAGUUAUUGGUUAUAAAAUCCAGAUAAUAUUUCAGUCCUUAUUUGUUUUAAUCUGAUUUGAUGUCAUACUCUCAUUGGUAAAUCUUUCCCUGUGAGGUUGUGUCUGUAGCUAUGAUUGUUGACUUUUAAGUACUAUUAUUCUUCUCUCUGUCCCACCUUAAUGUAUUCAGUGCUCAGGAUGUGAAGUGUGUGUGUUUGUGUGUGCAUGUGUGAGUGUCUGGGAGUAGUAGAAGCUUGCAGAGACACAGAGGUAUCUGCUGUUCUGCUGCUUGAUAAGAGCAGGGCUAUUUUGAGGAAGUGGUGCAGUGUCUUUCAGACAUGCUUCACUGCUUCUACUUCAUCCUGCCAUUUAUACAUUUCAAAAUCGCAACACCACCUUACGACGUCGCUGUAAAGUCUUUAAAAAAGUGUAUGCGCACUUCUUUACAUGCUUCUCUAAAUCAGCAGUAUGGUAAUGAUGAUUAGAAUGAAUUCAUCUCUUUCAGGAGACCAUGUGGCUUUACAAUAAUUGAAAAUAUGCAAAUAUGAAUAAGAUUUGGUCUUAUAUGGGUGGAUUAAAUCCUGAGUUGACCCUUAAAUUGGUUGGCUUUCUUUCCUAAAAUAUGCACCUUACAGUACAAUAUGCGUACACACACAUCUUUAACGGUAUAUAGUUUGUUUGUCUUGCUGACCCUUUUACAGCCCAUAUUGCAUCAAUUGUGAAUGUGUUGUGAAUUAUUCAGUCAGGACAUGCCAUGUCAUUUUUCUGUCCUUGUGAUUUUGAUGCAACAUGCUCAAAUUGACAGAGAUACAAGAGGAAACACUCGCAGAAACCUGAACAAACGCAUCUGCUUUUCCAAAGCAUAUGCCCUCCUCUGAGAGAACAGCUUGCAGACAUGCUCCACCUGCUGCAGAGGAGACAUGAGCAACAAUAUAAGGCAGUGAAACUCAAGUGAUAUUGCAUGGAUAAAAAUUUUCUUUUUUUUUUUUACUCUAAACUGGCUGAUUUUUAGAGUUUGCAUCAGUUUCUGAAUGUAAUAAUCACAGGCAGUGAUGAUGCUAUCAAAUGUUGAUUUACAGCCAAAGUACUGCUAUGUUGUAAGGUAAUCUGAGCGCUGAGCAUGUGAGCAACACAGCCCUCAUACAGUGUCAGUUUCAUCUGUUUCCAUAACAAUCACUCAAAUGUGGGCGUGGGAGUGGAGCUGCACUCAGAGUCUGACCCUGAUGCAGCUUCAUUUUCAUUCAUAUACAGUGUAAAUACUGUUUUUAAAGAGACUGCAAAAUAAACUACACAAUUUGAUAAAACUGGGAGGGAUAUCACCAUGAACUCACAUUGUUUUGUUUUGGGGUUUUUUUCUGUGUUUUUCCUGAAAUAUAAUGAGCUCAAAACUUUGGGGUUUAUCAAGAAGCAGGAAUUUUAGUUAUAGGAGUAACCACUGAGUUAACUUUGUUAUUUCUGUGAUGUGAAGCUGAUUAACCUUCUUACCUGGGUACUAGAUCACCAUAGUAACUCAUGCUGGACUUCUAUAUCUCUAUAUUUGCUCUGAGGCAAGCUCUGUUGUGGAUAAAUCUCUAAAAACCCCACCCACUCCCUAAUCAAUUAGCAUGAUCAUAGGUUCUGAGCUGAUCAAUGGAAGAGAGAUACUGUAGAUAUUUUAGCCAGGUCUAUUGUGCAGUAAUGAUGAAAAGGGUUAUAGCUAUUAAGCCUUACAUUGCACAUUCACUGUUGUUCUUCCAUCAUUUUAUAUUCUUUAGUUUAAAAGCUAACUUUGCAGUCUGGAUGACAUGCUUAACUUUUUUUUAAUGCAAAAGAUUUUAAAAGAUUUCCUAGUUUGGAAAUCAUACAUGAAAUACAUCUGAAGAAUAUAACAUAACAAAUAAGAUAUUCCUUUAUAAGUCCCACAGGAGGAAAUUCCAAAUUACAGCAGCGUAAAUACAAGUACGAACCAGAAAUUAAAGGAUGAGAAUAAGAAAACUUGGAGUUAAAACUCAGAGUUAGAGUUAAGAGUUAUACAAAAUAUAUCCCAACCUUGAAAACUCAGCUUUCAAUACAUCCCACCAUCCCCUCCAGCCUGUUUUUAGAGUGCUGCAAUUGUUUGAACCAAAAAAGUGCUCUCUGAACUAAGAGCAAGAAUUAAUGAAGACCUUUCCCAACAGGCUGGCUUUAUCCUUAAAUGUCAAACUGUUGCUGGAAUGACAGCCGAAUCUUAAAAUAGAGGACUCCUAAAGUUCGAAAAUAAAGACAGCCAAGCCUUUGUGUUUUUUUUUUCUUUUUUUUAUCCGUCUUAAACUAUUCACUUAUGUAACAUAAACUGUACUGCACUGAUGAUUACAAUGAAAGUUAGAAAUGAUAACUCAUAAUCAAGUUUAGAUUUGUUCCUUUUUGUUUAAGUAGUAUUGAAAAGAGGAGCCUUUUUUCAUUUUAAGUGGGUACAAAAAUACUUUUGAUUUUAUCUGUAUUCAUUCAUGAUUUCCUCUCUGAACACUGUGACCCUCUCACUUUUUGUUUUACAAAGUGCAUAUCAUAUAGCUCCCUCUAGUGUUACUACUGGAUAGGUGCAAGAGCAGGACAGGUCCAUCUUUAUCCAAGUUACCAUGCAGAUGCCAACUACAGUUGAUUUCACAGUUGCUGAAUAUAUUUGACACUAAAUUCUCAAAGUGUUGGAAAGCAGAGGGGAUUUUUGAACGGCACCUUGAAAUUGUCGUCCAACAGAGAGUUUCUGCGACGCAAAACCACAAACAUUUAUCAUCUGCUGAGUUUAUAUGAAAGAGUGUUUUUAUGCUGUGCUCUGAUUUUCUCCAAGUGCUAAACUGAAUGUUUUCAGGGGACUGUGAUCUCGAGCAAUAGCAUGGUACCCUUGUGACUUAACAAGAUCAUUUGCAUAAAUGAUUUUAUCUGAUAACUUAUAUUCAAGUGUACUCGAAUCAAAAGCGAUGAUAAACAAUCUCACAUCUUGUCAUGCAUGUGUCCUGCAGCAGCCAACAGAGCAGCCAGCAGAGCAGCCAGCAGAGCAGCCAUGAGGACGACAGCUCUCGCUUCUUGACUCCAUUGAUCAGAGAGGAGAGGUGAGUCAAAAAUGUGUUUAUUGAUGUUCGUAUAUUUCCCCUCCAUUGAAGUGAUUUGUGGCAAAUGCAAUGCAGUUUUUUCUUAUCUACCAGGCUGCGUGUCGAUCAAUGCUGCUGGGUGGUACAAUCAAAGGAUAAAUAAAGUAUAUUCCUUUAUUUAGGCCACAUAUGUAUGUUUCUUCCAUGAAUUCUCCACUAGGAGGCGCUUCUUCUUCAAAAUGGUGCAAAACUGCAUCACUGCAUGAUUGUUCCCGGUUGGUUUGCAAUCAGUGUAGGUGAUGCUACAAAACUGUGGCAUGAUUUUAAUCGGUGAAAUUUAAGUGACUUAAAAACCACAAAAAGGUUUAAAAUGAUGCUUCAAUUAUGAAGAGAGCCAUGUCUUUAUUAUGAAUAAUCCCUUGAGGAUCUCCAAAUUCAGCUCCCGGGGACUAAUGGCCAUGUGUGAGAGCAGUGCACUUGCAGGAAUGUCAAACUCUUGUCAUUUUUUCGCCGUGUCAUUAACUCUCCACAGUCCUGUAUAUAUGCCACAGUUGUCACUGGAGCUCCAGUUGCAGGUUUGGACAGUAACUUAAUUAUUGGACCUGGAGUGUAGGUGUGUGAGUGUUACCGUUUUGAGCUGGAGUGUGGUCCUGGUAGUUGGAAAUACAUUAUUCAGUGUCACCUUUUAAAAUAACUCAGCCUUGUAGAAACUCUGUAAAAGAUUUUGUGCCUAUCAGGAGAAAAGGAGGGAGAGUGAAUAAGUAAAGUUGAACUAACUGCAUUUUAAAUCAUGAUAUGGAUUUAUUUUUGGUCCUGGAAUACAGCCAGGAAGAACCCUAAUUAUGAAAAGUGCAGCACAGUGAUAAUAUCAAAGUAAUGUUAUGGGGGAAUAUUUUUUUAUUUUUAUUUAUCAGCAUUAUAAAUCUUGAGGUAAUAACGUAAUGCAUCCUACAUAAUAUUUGUACGUUAUCUUUUAACACUACUACAGGGUGGCUUAAAGUCUCCUCAUUAAACAGCAGCCAUGUCUCAAGACACACACGAAUAGAAAAUACAGCAAUUUUUCUCUUUUUUUCCCUGUAUGUGAUGAUGCACAAUCAGCUAUUUUAACAUCUGCACCACAGAACUCGAUAUACCCCAAAAUAGAGGCGAGUCAGUGAUUGGUCCUGUGCCAGCACGAGUGUACCGGCUGCAGAAAGAGAGAGAAGUUUAUCCUUAAUACUACAGGGAUCUUGUAAUUACAGAGUGAUAUUGAUUAAGAAAAAUUGUGCAGCAAUACUCUCCGUCUAGCCUUACAACCACCCACUGAGCUGUCUUCGCCUUUAGCUCCGUCUGCCAUCCACUACACCUCUGAUCCCUCUCUCUCAGUCCUGCACUCUUCCCUAUGUUUCUCUCUCCGGCUCUCCCUCCCGCGCACUCAUCUCUCUCGCUGUCUCCACUUGCUCAAAUUAGGAGCAGUACCUGUCAAACCUAUGGGAUUUCUCGCUGCGCUACACUUUUCUGUGCUGGUGAUAGCUAGUGAGGGGCGUCUGCAGCAGCUGCAGGGAGAGCAGCGUUCUGUAGCCGGAAUUAGAGGGCACGGAAUGUCAUGUCUCCUCUGCAGGUAAAAAAACAGCUGCAUUUCUGCCUGCAGGCUGCACCACUGCCGCUCUACCUGUCUCUUCCGUCUUUGCUUUUUUUUAAAUCACAGCUGUCUGUUUGUCUUGUGUGCUGCAGUUUUGUUCAGCGUGCUAUGUGCAGCUGCAUUUUCUGGUGGAGUUACAGCUGGCUGUCGGCUCAUAUGUACCACUCGCUGUGAUUAUAGCUGUCUCUGCCAGAUUAUCAGGGCAUCAGUAGGGGGGGUUCAGCAAAUGACAGGGUUGAAAUCUGGAUGGUGACACGGGGACAACUUUUGCUCAUUUGUUGUCGUUUUUUUUUUCAUGUGUUUGUAUCUAAAGCUUUUGCCAAGUUCGGCUCCUCCGCUGUAACUGCAGAUAGAGUUAUGUAAUAACACAGUGUGACUUUGCUCAGACAGUGUUGUAUGACUCAUCAGUGAGGAUGACGCAGCAGAUGAGAGUGAUUUGUGGAUCGGGAUUACACACAGUGAGACAUGUCGGCAUAAGGUCACCAUAUAGUGAAGAUUACAUCAUUACGUAACCAAAGUGAGGUUCCUAAAUUUAAUGAAAGGCGGGCUAUCUAAGGCAUGUGACACUUUUACUUUAAUGGGACCUAUUUUAGGGACAGGGUAAGAGUAGUUUACUCAUCAAAACUAGAACAUGCUGUGAUUUACAUAAGACAAUCUUUUUAAGAAAGGAUAAAAAAGAAUAAGCAAAAGAGAAACAAUGUUUUUUUGUCUUUUUUAGUUAAUGGAGAUGAGAAUAAACCGAAAUACAAGAAAAAAGUAAAAAGCCAGUAAGCAAGAUUAAAGAAAAAAGGGAACACAGUUUUAAUGCAAGAUAAAGUAAAGGCCAAAUGUCCAUUUGAAUCCAUUUUUAAACUGUGUCUUUGUUUUUGUGUUUGUUCAGUGUGUGGUGCAUUAGUGCUGAUGGCUGCUUUAGUUUUAACUCUAAGGAAAUCAAACUUGGCCUGCUGUGAGCAAUUUUAAGGUCCUUAGAUGAUUAUUUUUGAUGACUGACCCUAACAGAGUUAUUAAAAUCUGCUCUUUAUGAUACUAUCAAAGGUUUUCCAUGCAGUGUAGUUUGCAUUUUUUAACACCUCACAGGGUUUUAUAAGCAAAGAAAAUCUGAAUGCAGAAUUGCAGGUUUUGUUUUCCACUUUAGAGAUACAUGUGUAUUUACUUAUAUUUAAGGCCGCAAAAACGUGAUAUUUUGCGAUUUCUUUUCCCUUAUUGCAAUAAAUAUAUGAAAAUUGAAUACCAGAUUGAUGUGCUAUAUUUAUAAUUGUAUAGAAGUAAAGAAAACCAAUAACACAAUUACUCUAUUUGUAAUUUGGAUCUUUUAGUUCAAAUCAAACCCCUCUCCUCCUACUCCUAUCCCAGUGUCCUGCUCUCUGACAGCAGCUCUGACACCCACAUAAUCAACCAGGGAGACAGGUGGAGUGACUUGUUAUUACUUUAACUCACUAAUUAAUGCAAUCAACUCAUUCACAAGUAAUCAAUACACAGGCCUUUAUACGAACACAAUGGCAUUUACAACUCACAUACGGCUGACACGUUGACGCUCAUUGUUGGCUGUCAUCUGGAUCGCAGAAGUGUCACACCACCUUAUUGGCCAUACAUAUCAGCAGUAAUUUUCAUAUCUACACAUAACAACAAUGAUCUUAAAAGCUUUUAUCUGCUGACACCAGUGUUAAUCUGUGACCUUUAUGCACUGCUGACAUUUAGUGGUGUUUUCUGAACAAGCAUGAGAAUAUUAUGAAGACCGAAACUGUAUCAGCGGUUGUGGUUCACUUCUGUUCAACAAUUUAGUUUGACGCAAAAAGAGAUUAUGUACAGAGAGGGUUUACCCAUUUUGACGAAAAUGGCUAUAUCAAUAUUAUAGCUGUCAUUUUCAGUAGUAACAUUUGAAACCAGAGAUGCACAGAUCCAUUUUAUUUUGGAUCCAGUCUGAUACUGAUACCCGGGCUGAGCGUAUCGGCCGAUAUCCGAUUCUGAUCCAAUACUACUGUUGAAUGAAUGAAUUGUAUACCUUGCCCUGUGAUAUAAAUUUUCAUAAUAUUAUUUAUUAGAUAACAAAUUGCACAUUAGCACACAUCAAAAAGUAGUAAGACUUCCAUGUAUUAAAAGAAAAAUUAAUUUAAAAAAAAAUAAGACUGGAUUGAAACGCUGGAUCGGUGUCAUUUAUCCAAAAUUGAUCCACUUAAUUUGUCAAUAUCAAAUCCAAAUAUCGGAUUGGUGCCAUCGUUUUUGAAAACACACAAUUAUUUUUAGUUGUAUAUUAAGCUCCUGUGACAAGUUCUAUCUGGUCAUAAACAGAGUGAAAUGAACCGUGAUGCCUUUGUAUGACCUAUAGAAGACAACACGACUAAAACUGCCUGCCACUGAAGAGAAAGCAUGAACAAGAGCAGGACUGUGGGUUUGAUGUCCAUGACUGAGCUCUCUCUCCCUUUUCUGUCCCGUGCAGGUCUGACAGUGCAGCGGACAAAAUCAGGUAGGCCUGCUUUUUGACUUCUUUUGUGUUGUGGGAGCGUGAGCAGGCAUCAUCCUGCGGUGGGCUUAAAGGGCGAAGAUACAGUGGGACUGGCCUCACAGUCACCCCAUUUGCCCCAGCCCGCCCACCCCACAUGUGACACAGUUUCAGAGCUUUGUCUGCCAAGCAAGGUGUUUGAAUGAGCUUUGCAUUCGGAGGGGCCAGCAGUGAAUACAGUUGCAAGCCAUGGAAUGCCAUUGUUUGCUUUUAUUGGACAAACAACAUCAGACACAAACAGGGCUUUGUGGGACUAUUGUGGAGCUUGUAGCUGUUUAGCUAGCCGGCCGUUGGCAAUUCUCUGCAGCGCCUCUGACACACUGCAGGUGCAGAUACUUGAUUCCUGUGUGAAGGUUUCACUUUUGCAGGAGACACUGUUAUUUCUAAAGCAAAGGGGUCUGAAGUGCACGCUGAAAAGGUAAGUCAUGGAAGAUGAUCUCAUGAGACAUGUUGAGACAGGGAAACUUCAGGUUAAGCUUGGCUACCAUGCUAAAGUAAUUGGAGCAUAACUUCGCUGUGCAUAUGCAGCAGGUAGUAGGAUACCAGAGGGGUUACAACAAAAAAGGGUAAAACAUUUUACCUUUUUUUCCCCAUGAAUAAGUGUUUUUAUUGUUAUUUUUUAAAUGAAGGUCGGGUUUCGAAACGAUAUCUGCAUCUUUGUAGUUGCGUGUCUUACUGCUUGUGUGCAUAAGUUAUAAUGGAGAAUUUCCUCAAAUGCUGUCUGUUGGAUACCCUUUUUAUUUUUAGUUGGGUUGUUGUUGUGAAAGCGAUCUCCACAGCUUGUUAUGAGUCUGUAACCAUGAAAGCCCUCUGCUUUUUGGCAGGUGCGUGAGUGGUGUUUGCCUGGAGCACUUUCGGAGCUGAGUAGACACUGUUAUUUUUGUGUAUUUGUGCGUGCGCGUGCGCUCUGGUAUGUGUGUCUUUGGAUUGGUAUGCUUUGAAUGGUCAGUCAUGCGAGUUGGGUGAAAACCAGGCCAGCAGUUUGGACCACUAGGCGUCUCUCCACUCAGACACAUGACCACGAGCUGGGUUGUUUGACACAGUUUGUCGUCUGUUUUCACCCCUUGAUCUAAGGACAUCUUUUUUUUUUUUUUUCUUCUGAGAAAUAGCCUUCAAUAACUGAAAAGUUUGUAAAGCUGAUUACUAUUGCCAGUCUGCUGCCUGAAGGUUAAAUGUUGUUCCUUGGCAGCAGUGAAUGCUGAAAGAUUUAUUCUGUUAUUAUGUUUGCAAAGCCAGAGGCUUAGACUUCUAAUGGAAAUUUUGGAAAUCUCAGUUCUUAAAUUACAAGUAUGAUUGUGUCACAUUUAAGUAGCGCCCUUUGACUGAGUGAGCACAGUGGACCCAGUAAAAGACAGACCAGAAAACUGUCUGCGAUUGGACAUUACAUUUUAACAAAGAAGCAUCUCAGUAAAACUGGAGUGGAGGUGUUGAAUGUAAUCCAUCUCAGAGGUGUAGCCACAAAACUAUGUGAUAUAUCUCUUUGCACAAGAAAAUAACACCUGCAUGUCAAGUAAAAUGUAUUUGUUUGACUGUCAUGACUUUUUUUUUUUUUGUUGAAGUGCAAACUGUCUCUCUCUUUAUUCACAGAGACAGGUAUGUGACUGUAAACAUGUUGAUGUGACUUGACUCGUUCUGAAGCAAACAGCGGUUCUGUUUGACAUAUGUGUAAACAGGUGUGAAAGUGGAGGACCCCCGGGGUAUAUAUGCUAAAAAAUGACUGUGAAAACGCUCACAGAGUUUCAGUGAUGUUACCCGUUUCUCUCCUAAGCAGUGUUACAGUAUAUAGCCACAUAUUGGCAGUCUCUAUGGGUGGUCAAGCUAACUUGAAUCGAUGAAGAAACAAGGAGGUAAAGCAGAAGCGCAUCUAUGUGGAGCUGCACACAGCAAGAGCAUGAAAUUGACAUGCAUCCAUUUAUUAGGGAUGGGAAUCACUAGUGGCCCCACGAUAUGAUAUUAUCGCAAUACUUGGGCCAUGAUAUAAUAUAAUUGUGAUUUUUAACUUUUUGCAAUACAGUGAGUACUGUGAUACAAUGCAUUGCAAUUUAUACAAUUUAAAAAAACUUUUUUAGCUAAUUUGUCUUUCCUUUAUGUUUGUUUUAUUUACGCUGUAUUUUGUUAUUUUCAUGUAAGCACAUCUUGCAAACCAUUCCAUUAUCAUAGAUUUGACAUUAUAUAAGGAAUUAGUUUGAAAAAUCGAUACUUGGUAAAUGAGACGAUGCGAUGUAUCACUAGACAAAAUAUAGCGAUACUAUGCUGUAAGGAUUUUUUUCUCCCACCUCGACCAAUUAUGCAAAUCUAGAUUUUGGCCUCAGUUUUUUGUUGAGUUAACCUAACAAGUGAAGAAAAAAGGCAUACAGACACAAACCAUUUUUAUAUAAACCUGUUUCUUUAGUUCAGCUGUAAAAAAAAAAAAAUUGGCAGUUUUGAGGCUGUUCUGGCCUUUGUGGACAGACAGAGGAUGGUGGUUAGGGCAGGAUAUAGUGGGGAGGGAGAACCCAGGAAAAGGGGGCUGGAAUUGAAUCCUUUCCACCUGUGUUCCGCCUGCCUAGACUGCUAGGCUGUCGGCGCCCCGUCUCUGACUUUCCAAUAAAGGAAAUGUUGUCUGUUCUGCACUUGAACUUUGAAGUUUGGGUAAAUAUUCAACAGCAGGAAGGUAUUAUAUGUACUGUUCCUUUAGAUUAGUAAUCUUUUUCUGCAAAAUUGCACAAAAUAAAUACUUGAAGUUAGGGCUGGGUGAUGUGGCCUCAAAUCAAUAUUACGAUAAAUUUAGCCGAUCACCUCGAUAACAAUAAUUGGAUGAUAACUUCUCCACAAGCUGCUCACCCCCUCCCACAUUAACUUCGUCUCCUUCAGCUGCAACUAUUGACCCGUCCUCCAGCUCCUCAAUCAUCUUUCCCUCUUUGUUACGGACUGGAUGGGGUGGAGUCACGUCUCUGAUGUUGGACCGCAUCUUAAAGGGACACGAGACCAUAACCUACCUACACACCUACACACAUCCAAAACCAACUUUCAUUUAUUUAUUAAAUUGUUUGACACCGAAUAUACUGAUAUGGACAAAAUGACAUUGGUUAUCGUCAUAAAUUUUGGUAUCGGUAAAUUUUUGGUUUAUCGUCCAGCCCUACCUGAAGUACUGUAGUUUAUAAAUCUUGUAAGUUAUUUAAAGUGAUUCCUAAAGAAAACUUGCAGAGCUAAUAUUUUCAUAUGUUUUGUUUUAAAAAAAUAAUAAUUUUGACCACCAUUCUGUACAAAAAAGAGUUGUCAAAUUCAAACUAAAGAAACUCUAGCAUACCUUUUGCAUUAUUUAACAAUCACACCUCAGUGACAGCUUGUGGUGGAAUUAACACCUCCAUUCAUCGUGAUGUAGCAGGAUCAACAGGGUGUAAACAAAUAGAAAAGUCUAGGCAGAGAGAGUCAGUGAAAAUGAUAAAUCAGUGGCUAAGCUGCAAAUACUCAGACACUAAGUAAGCACUUUUUUAGUGAUUUAAGCAUGAUCAAUUAGGUAAUGAAUCUCCGAGGAUAAUGAAAAGCUUCUUUCUUAUGCCAGUGGCCUCGGAUAAAGUGGGAAAGAGCAGCACAAGUACAAAACUUCACUGAUGUCAGGCUCAUAUAGACGCACACUAUUGAACUCCCAGUCCAUCUCGUAAAUCUUAUCCAGUAGCUGGGUACACAUCCCUGUGCACUGUCUUGUUUCUGGCUCCCCUGUAAAUCCACUGCAGGUAUUUCCUGAGUGGUCAUGAGUCACAUUAACUCAACUAGAUCGAUAUUUAUUUCUUAUAAAACUAACUGUAAAUAAUGCAUGCAGAAAGCCCUCUUGCUGGAGAGGGUAUGCAGGAUGGAAAUGCAUUUGGAAACAUCUUGGUUUGCAUGUUUAGAAUCGAGGUUUCGAGUCAUUGUGAGUAUUUUUACAGGGCAGAAUGAAGCUCUGAAGUACUCUUUGAAUGACUAAAGGCAUAGCUGCUGGAUUUGAAUAACAUGACAGCAACUAUUUUUGUCCUUUUACCGACUGCUCUUUGAAUCUCCUGCCGCUGAUACCAGCCUCAACAUCACAUUACUCUGUGCCUUUGCAGUCUCUGCUCUCAUGUUCGCUUCGCUCUUCCGCCGUCUCAGUUGCAUCAUUAUCGAUCAUUGGCUGUGGUUUGAGACAUUAGGUUCCAUUGAUGGAGGUCAGCAUAAUCUGAUCUCAUCCUUUACUUUGUGCAGGAGCCUCAGAAAAGCAAGGAUCCAACACAUAUCGGGUAAAUGAUACUCACUAAAGAGACGAGUUUCUAAUUUCUUGGCUGUGGAUGACUUUUGAGAAAGGAGGGGAUAAGUCAGCUAAGAUGGGUGUGAAAAAGAUAAUAUGCAACAAAAACGAAGAUUUAAAUUAAUGAAAAUAUAUUUGCUCUGGGGUCGGUCAAUUUUCUCUUUCUACAUUUUUGUCUUUUCUUUUAAAAUCUUUCAUUAUGCAUCAGUCGUAUCUGAUUCCCAGGCCAAUUCUGCAUAAUGAGUCGUAUUAUUGCAAAUUAGCUGUAUACAGUAUCGUAUCAUGGCAUCAAAAUGAUGAAGAGGAGGAUGAUCACAGCGAUGGAAAAAGGGUUUAGGAUGUAUUUGGGUCAGGGUAGUUACAAGAAAGCUUCAAGAUGUUAUGACUUCAUGACGCGGCUGCUCUCACUCCAUCAAAUUCUUGUGUGUAUUUGUGGGCGUGCAGCUACAUCAUCGCUGAAUUUUGCUCCACACUCAGGCGCCGCAGUGCUUUCAGCAAAGGACCACGGGUGUAUGCCUGCAGCCUGUAGUGCAGACAGGAAGACAGAGGAGGAGGAGCAGCAGCGACAGAGAAAGUGGAGGAGAGCAGAGCAGAGCAGAGCGGUGGAGGGAGGCUGAUAAAGCAAGAGGAAAGGAGGUGAAGGACCACCCCUAUCAAGCAUAGCCGUUCCCAGGAAGCCUACCAAAGGGACCUUCCCACACACACACCAUGGCCGGCCAGCCAAUCAGAGCGCUCGCAUCCUUGACCCAUCCUCCCUCGUACAACUGCUCAUCCAUGGCUCAGUGAAGCAGAUGUGAGGGGAUGCCGUGAAAGCGAGGAUGAGAACCACCUGGACAGAAAAACUCAUUAUUUUCUUAAAUAGGGAGGAACGAUGGUGCUUUGGUGAGAGCUGUGAGGGACUGUGAGCUCGGAGGAGAGCUCUGGUGUAGAUUGAUUUGAGUGAGGAAAGGGUUAUAUUUACAGUCUCUGUCUGCAUCCUGCAGGCUCUGUGAAAAGGCAUAUUAGCUUGUAGUCUUUCUCACCUCUCUAUUUGCAACUUUUUUGCAACACUUUUUGAGCCAGUGACAAUAUUUUCCUCUGUGCUGAGUGAGAGAGGAGGACAAGGUUUUUAUUUUAUUUUUUUCAUGAGGCUUGGCGGUGAUGACAAAGCAUGCUGGACAAGUGACAAUCUGACAACGAAACAGCGGGACAGGGAUUGAGGACAGGCCAUGAGAGCCAGGAGAGAGGCCAGGAUGGUGUCUGCCUGUUCACCAUGCACAAACACAAGGUCAGGUGUGAUUUCUUACCUUUCUUCAGCUGUGGCACUUUGUUGUUUUUGCUGUGUGGAGUUCCAUUAACCAGUAUCAGCUUACAUGCAUAAUGCAGUAGGUGCAUGAAGUUAGUGUGUAACUCAACAUGUUGUAGCAUUAGCAUUUUAAACGGUGUUAUCAUGCACAUAAGACAUGAAAUACAAUCCAAGUUAAAAGAAUUAAAUGACAGCAAGUUUUACCAGACUGAAAUAUCUUAGCAGCAUUUGUCUUGUAUGUGCAAUUUGCACUUUUGCAUCAAACCUCAUCUCAGUUAUUUUUCCCCCUUUCACUACUAUACAUCCUCCUUUCUUACACCACCCAUCGUCUCCCCUGGCUGUCUGAUAAGCAUCCUUUGAUUAUCUACUGAGCUAAGUGCUAAUGUUGUUUCCACUGAAUACACCACAUGACCCAAAUGGGCCUGGUGUUGUUUUGCAGCUGCACCCCUCUCAGCUUGACCUUUGCUGUGAAAUGCACCAGCUUACAGCAGUAAAAAAGAAACCCAGUUACAUCACCUUUUUCUAACCCCACAAUUCUAGAUCGACAGCUUUCUCCGUGUCGAAGUUAUUUACAGUAAAGAUGCAUAAGCAACUCAAUGGUUUGUUUAACAAACAGUAAGUAGAAACAGGUGAUAUUUGAGAUAGUAGUUGGGAUUCCACUAGUGGUCAACCAAUUACAGGUUCCACAUUUGUUCUUGGUGGAGUAGCAGGUUGUAAGUCUUCUUCAGAGCGUCCUCCAUGUAGCGGGUCACCCAUGCUGGGCAAAUAAAUCAAAAAGAUGGAUAUACACAUGCAUGUGUCUUGACAUGAAAAAUGCUGGGGAUGGUGACAGAAUUCAUCGAGUGUCACUCUUUCUCAAAUAUACCCCCACACAUGCAUGCACACACGUUCACACACGCAUUUGAGUUCAAACGAUUUUCCAGUUGGCUUCCAGGCCUCCUAAAUCUCUACUGUGAUCUCUGCUCCCCAGAUCCAUUAAGGGCAAUUUGGUCAGAUUUACUGAACCAGGCGACGGGGACACAAGGCAGUCCCAGCACUGGUUCAGGUUGUCCCUCUGUGAUAUAUAAAACUGGCAGGUGUUACUCACCGUCCUUUUACAUGACUAUCUUAAAAGGGUCCUCAUGAAUCACAGAGUAGUAGUAGUUAGUGUAGUCUAAAAUUAAAAGAGGCUUACUACAUUUUCUUGAUGCUGAAAAUUGCUUUUAUUACUACUUUUUUUUUUUUUCUUUAAAAUACCUCGUGACCUUUCACUAUGUUGAAACAGUUAGGAGUAUUUGCAGUGUGAAGUUAAACAUCCUAGAGCACACAACCCUUUGGCAAUGGACAAAAGUGCAAAAAAGAGGUGAUCAUUUAUGACGUUACAUAAGGUGCAAUAAUGUUGGGAGCACCACAGCGCAAAAUACCAAUGGUUUUUAUUGAGUGCAUACCAUUUGCUCAUGUAGUAUUACUCCCCAGUCUAACACCCAUUGACUGUACAUAAAUGGGAAAAAAAGAUCACUUUACAAUGAUUUUGUCUUGUUUUAUUAUUAUUUUAAAGCUGCAGGACACUAAAUCUUUUUGCCGAUAUUUCAGUAAAGUAAUAUCUUGUACCUCCUGGUUAAUUUUGUGCUGUGCACGGUUUAAAAAAUCCUUUCUUUCUUUGUUUUUCAAGUCAAAUCUGUCCUUCAGUGUAAACACUAAAAAUUUAAAAAAAGGGUUUUCUUCAGCAGGCUUUGAAUAAUUUGUUUGAUCCCGUUCCCCCUCAUAGCAGUUAAGGGCACUAAAACUAACAAUACAGAUGUGUAGGAUAAUCUGAAUCUAUUUAAUAAAGUAUAACUAUGUUUUAAUUAGUUUUGUAAAUUUAAUCGAUUUUAUAAAUAAUUUCUGUGUUCAUUUUAAGAUCUUUAUAGUAUUUGAAAAACAACAUAUCUUCUAGCUGAACAGUACAGCAAAUUUAACUUUCUGGAAGUAUUUACUGUGCGUGUUUAGACACCUGAGAGCACACAGUCCUAUGGCACGCAAAACUGUAAAGUCGACAUGAUUAUUAUACACAGAUAUAAUAUAAUAUAAAAUAAUAUAAAAUAAUAUAAUAUAAUAUGAUAUAAUAUAAUAUAAUAUAAUGUAAUAUGAUGUAAUAUAAUAUAAUAUAAUAUGAUAUAAUAUAAUGUAAUAUGAUGUAAUAUAAUAUAAUAUAAUAUAAUAUGAUAUAAUAUAAUAUAAUAUACAACAGAUGUAUUACAAACAUUUGGCUAAAAUACCAACUUGUUUUAUCUUGAGUAACACUGAGACUACUCUGCUUUUUAUGUUGUGAAAUAGAAAUUAAAAUUAUAGUCUUUUCAGAGAGAAAGAGAGAAAAAUUACUGCCCUCGAUUGCUGUUGUUAUUUAUGAGCUUCUGUAUCUGCAAAACUGUAGAGUUGAGAGUUAAGGCAUUUGCCCAGAUUUUCCUCUUACCGUGUUUUUCACGUCAAGAUUUCCUGGAAGUUUCAUUUUUAAAUGGGUGUGUUUGUGCAAGUUUCAUGCCAACUUUUUAAUGCAAUGAAAGAAACACUAAAAAUAAGAUCUAGGAGUAAAAAAGAUUUUUGAAGGUUUUUACCAUUCAGGAUGUGAGUCAUCGUCAAAUCAGGGUCUGUAUUUUGGGCCAGCUGUGGACAUCAGUCGCUGUAGGUGAUUCAUUAAGUCCCCCUGUCUGUUAAAAAUCUGUCUGUCACUGGCACACCCACUUACUGCCUAUGUGAAAGGUCUUCUUUUCAUGCUGGGUGGACAUCUGCUUCACUGUGGAGUUACACAAGGAGAAAUGCCAUCCACAUAUGUCUUUUCAUGGUAUGAACUGAACUAAAUUUAGACCUAUCUUUGUCUUCAAGUGAUCCUUUUCCAGAACUCCUGUGUCAGUAUCCCUCCACAGUUGCAGCUGAUAUUGAUACCAGCGCAUUUGUGGGUUGUCCAAAGCCCUCUCAGUUUACUGUCGUUUUGGUGGAGUACUGGUUGCAAUGAGGUGAUGAAGCUUGAGCUCAUUUAACAAAGUAGUAUGCUAUAUUUAUAGCCUUUACAGAAUACAAGACCAGAUAAGGGCAUAGCAGGUAUGAAGCCAGCUAGAAAUGAUAUAUAUCCUAGCUUUAUAGCCACUGCAGUAUGCAUCUGAAGAAGCCAUGUUGUGUACAUUCAGCAGCCCUCCACUGCUGACUAAUCACAGAGCCUCUGGUGUCUCGCAAAGUAAUUCACAUAUGUUCAUCAGCUAAUCAAUCCUGCUGAUACUCUAAAUGUCUCUAUCUCUGCCCCAGCAGGGCAGUGUUUAAUGCAGUUUUUUUUUCUGCAGAUAUGCACUCUUGGCCAGAUGUACAUCCACAGGGGUGGAACUUAAAUACAUUUUAGAUUCGGAUCCAUCUGUCAGGUUAAAAUGAAUAAUAAAGUUGAAUUAACUCCAUGGACCUGAAUAGCCAAAUUCACUUUUCUUUACCGCAUUGCAUUUCUUAACCAUAGCUUGUCUUUAAUUCUUUAAGGUUUCAUACUGCAGGUUGUGUAAUCCGUCCUCUCUGGAUUCCCUUCCUCCAUAGCAGAGAUGAUUGAUUCCCCCUGUAGCUGCUCCUUAGGGGCCAUGGAUUAUUUUUACUGAGGGUGUCUUCUGAUACUCCGGAUCCAACAUUUGCAAGAAAAUGAAGCACCCUGGGUCAUUUUAAAGAUCCGCUUUAACCAGAGUGAACAUUGCAGUGGCAACACAGCAAAUGUUGAUGCUUGUGUGCUAUGUCUUAACGGGAAAUUCCUCAGACAAUCUGCGCCUCUCAGUGAGAGGAUAUUUAACUUGAUUACCUCUCUGACAAGCAUAAGGUGUUGCACAACUGCAAGAAACGUCUCAAAAGGCGCAGGGAAGCUCAGUCAGGGGUGAAGGAGUGGGAGGAGAUUGCUGUGACUGGAGAGGCAAAUGUAUUAUCAGGUGCCACAGCGAAAAAUGAAUUGAUUGAAUAGAUGGAGGAGUGGUAGAGGGCCUGUGAUCACAGUGAUUCAUGGAACAUGUGGGCGCUCUGUAUUGAGUCACAGGCAGCAGCAGCAGCAACUGGAGUGAAAGCACUGCACUCUGCAAGCCCAAUUACCCUCCUCUAUGUUGUAAACAGUCACACACCAACAGAACUUUAAUUUUGUGGGAAACGUUGUUGGUUUCAAAUAUUUGUUUGCAAGUCCCUUCUUUUGACUGAGGCGACAGCAAAUGUCAGCUAGUUAUAAUACAAAUGGACUUUGAAUUGAAUGCCAACCAAAAACAAAAAAACAGGCCUACAUGACUCAAUGUGUCAUUGUUGAUGUUCUUUUUAAUACCAGUGACAUUGUGUUUUCUUCACCUGAAGACCCGAGAAGUCCAUUUUAGCAUCUUUCUUUUUUUCGUCAAGGGCUUUAUAGACUGUAGUAAUCAUCAGUGAUUGUGUCUAGUGUUUUAGUAAGCAUUUACCACCAUCAUCAGGGCAAUCACAUCAUAAUAAAGAAACGAAAUAGAUAAUCUACCAAAGUCUCUCAUGUAUUCUUCUCUACCUUCACUGAUAGGCCAAGCAAAAGAAGUGGAAGAAACUGAUAUGGAAACCUCAAAGGUAGGAUAUGACUCAAAAAGCCAAAGACACUCCACACAUGCACAGUGAAUCUAUGUGGCAGAUUUGAUAUGGUUCAUAUCAUCUAAGUGGACCUAAAUAGUGGUUUUCCAGAGGGACUGAUUCCUGUGUGUGUGUUGCUAUACUGUACUGAAGUGCAUCUAGCUCCUCUAAGCUUCUUCUGCUCCUCAGAUUUCACAGCAUGUGAGAUCCAGGAACAAAACUGCUGUAUUGUCAUUUACUGAAACGCUGUCAGCAUUGUUCUCUGAAGGGGCACUAGGGGGUUGAAGUUAAGGAGAGUGGUUUUUUUUUGGUCCAACAUGGCCGAACUGUGGUCUGAAAUACUCUUUAAAGGCUUGAUCUGGUGUCGGAAAGCAAACUGAUGAGAGUUACAGUGUAAGUUAUAUCUAGGGAUGAGGUCACGUCUUAACUGAAGUAAAGACCUGGCACACACUUUGUGGUAGGGGUGGGAGAAAAAAUCGAUACAGCACAGUAUCGCAAUAUUUUGUCUGGUGAUAUAUCAUAUUUUCUCAUUUACCAAGCAUCGAUUUUUAAUUUGUGAUGAAGUCAAAUCUGUGCUAAUGGAAAAACACAAUCAACUGUUUGUCCAGUUAGGUUGUUAGAGGUGACAUCAUAGAGCAGGAGAAAGUUAGUACAACAAAUAUAUAUAUAAGGUUUGCAAGAUGUGCUACAUGAAGAUAAAAUACAGCGUAAAAAACAAACAUUAAAGGAAACCAAAUGCUACAUUUUAUUAAUUGCAAUAUAUUGUAUCACAAUACUCACUGUAUUACAAAAUGUAAAAAAAUCGCAAUAUCGCAUUGUGUGGCCACUAGUGAUUCCCACCCCUACAUUGUGGUCUAAUGAAUCCAACCAUUGACUGUCAUCUUGUUUGUGUUGGUGUAGCUGUGUGCAAUUUCAGUUUAUGCAGUGUUUCAGACAUGAUUCAGACGAAGUGCAAUCAGAUAAAAUAGCCCUGAAGUUGGAGAAUCAUCUUAUCACUCUGGUUUCACCAAGAGUUUUUUUUAACAUCCCAGUUAUUACUAUGUCCUGUUGAGAGCUGCCUACCAGGCCAUGCCUUCCCCUUGUGUCCCCCUGUACACUAAAUGCUAAAUGAAUUACUGAACCCAGCCUGGAUCUAAUUCACUUGUGCGACCUAAAAAUCAGGAAAGAAUCGGCUUGAAAUCCCAGUGAGUGUUAGGGGUGGGAAAAAAAAUCGAUACAGUAUAGUAUCGCAAUAGUUUGUCUGUUGAUAUAUCGUAUCGUCUCAUUUACCAAGUAUGGUUUUUAUUUUCAAAUAGAUUGCUAAUGUGAAGUCAAAUCUGUGAUAAUGGAAAAUAAAAUCAACUGUUUGUCCAGUGAUUUUGGCAGAGAUCACAUCAUAGAGCAGUAAAAGUUGGUACAACAAAUAUAUAAAAGGUUUGCAAGAUGUGCUACAUGAAGAUAAAAUACUGUGUAAAUAAGACAAACAUAACAGAAAGACAAGUGCUUAUUUAGUUUAACAGUUGAAACUUUGUUGAAUUGUAUUUAAAUCGCAAUAUAUUGUAUCACAGUAAUUACUGCAUUGCAACAUGUUAAAAAUUGCAACAAUAUCGUAUUGUGGCCCAAGUAUCGCGAUAAUAUCGUAUUGUGGGGCCACUAGUGAUUCCCACUCCUAGUGUGUGUUUGUGUGUGUUUCUGGCCUAAAGUUUGAGGAUAAUAUGAGCAUUAGGGUCCAGUCUCUGCCAGCUUAACCAAAUAAAUGAAUAAAUAAAUAAUCUAGGAUAAGAGUAUAGAUGUGUUUAUUGUCUGUAAAAACCAUAAAGCAUGCUGGACACAAAUUAAGACUUAGCAUUCGUCCAUGUUAGCAUGUGAUGUGUUUUCUUCUAGAGACCUGACAGUCAUAAACCUCAAGUAAAAUUUACAAUUCUCAUCUUUUAUCGAUCAGAUCCUUGAUUUAAAGUGCUUUUCCAGUGAUGGCUGAUGCUAAGCUGUGUCUAGUUCAGAGGUUUGUGCUCCCUCUUAAAUCUUCUUGUCAGGAAUCAGUCAAAUAAUCAAUCUCUGUGUGUUCAAGUAACCUUCCACUCUGUUUUUGAUAGAUAUAAGGUGCUGAUUCAAUGAAAAAUAAUGGAUUGAAGAGUGUAAAUGUUUCCACAUCUGUGCUGUGAGUGCAAGGCCAUAUCAAAAUCCUGAAGGGUAUCUAUUAAAGGAGUUUUGUAAGAUAAAGCUGAGGGUUGUUUUUAUCUAAGGACAUUAAAAAAAGGAAAAAAGGCAUCUGUGCAGUUUUUAACCUUGUAGAUCUUUUCCUGGGUUUGAGCCUUUCAUCCACAGCGUGGGCUCCCUGUGGAAAAAAGUCUUUGUUGUGAUUCAUGACAUUAAACACUAGGCGUUGCAGAUUUCCUCAGUGCAAAGUUGAGGUGUUGAGGCCUUGUUGGGUGACUGUUGCUUUGUCCCUUGGAGUGACGUGGGUCAUUUGUGAAGCUCAGAAUAGCUCGAGUGCUGUCCUUAAAGGCCUUGUGGGUGGUAAUGGCAUAACAACCUGUAGUAAGUGAUUGCAACGUCAUUAUGUGUGUGUGUGUGUGUUUCUGUGACGCUUGGCAUUGUGUUAUCCCUGUCAACAUGUCUGACUGGAAAGAGCAGGCAAGGCCCACAAGCGGCCCUGAAGCAGCAGGCUGGACCGCUCCCAGCUCUGAUGAUGGCAGGGUUGUCUCUGUGGCAACAGCCCUCAAUGACUAGAUAGAGGGAUUGUCCGGGAGGGGUCAGUCAAUAUCUGUCCAUCCAAUUUCUUAUUUCAUCAACACUUCACUAUCUGUCCUUUCAUGUAAAGAUAGCUCUCCUCAGUCUUUCUACAAGCCGUCUGCCGCUCAUAUACUAAAAAAAAAGCACGACAUAAAAGGAAAAUUGAUGAAUUCAGACAGAAUCAGCCAUGCUGCUGUCGGGUUUCUGUAAUGAAGCUGUUUUAAAUAAAGGUUACACAGAAGUUCCUCUGAGGACAGAGCAUGAGGGCACAGAUGGGGUGUAAGUGUUAACAACAGCGAGCAUGCCCCCAGUGACAGCACAUCCAACCACAUUGGCCUCCCCACAACGGUAUCUCUUACUGACUUGUGAUGAGGUCAUGUGAAGCUGUUUUAUAAUUGUGUGACGACUGAGCUGACACUGUAGUUAUGUAAUCAGAAAAAAAUGAUAAUAGGAGACCAUGAAUUUGGAAAAGUUUGUCGUACUGAUAUGAAACAAGACAAAUAAAUACCUUGUGACCUCUGUUUAUUCCAGUGAAUAUGGUAACAGAUACUCUCCUGAUUGACUGACAUCCCUGUCCUCAGAUGGCGGGUUCAGCAUUGUAGUGAAACAGUAGCAGCUUAAAUCUGUACAUACAUCCCUAGUUGUCGACUGGAUCCGGAGAGAUCAGCUGAACCUGAGCUCCCUGUGUCGUGACAUUAUUUUUCUGAACACAGUAGCUCUGUGUUUGAGGAGCUCAGGGUCAUGGAUGUGAUGACUCAUUGAUGUACUGCACAGCAGCUACGGCACCAGUGAAGGCUGGAGAUACACAAUCUUAUUGUGCUUUAUGUAACGUAGCCUAUAGAGGUGGACUGUAGUGAAUGAUUAUCAGUUUGUUGUUAUCGACCAGCUGAUCAUCACCUCUAUAGAAUCUAUAUCUGUCAUUACCACCUGACAACCUGAAGGCAUGGAUCAGCACUAACCACAAGUCUGAUUUGAAAAAAAAGGAAAAAUACAUCACAGUGUGUGUUGUCUUGGUGCUUUGGUCUGAUUCAUCUGAUAGCAGAAAGAAUCACUUUAGCUUUAUAAAGACAGGGACUAAUGAUGGUUUUAAGUGAGUCUCAUAAGUAAUAUUAGAAAAUGGCUGAUCCAAUUUACACAAUAGGGUCAGUAUUUUUGCUAGGACUGGGUGAUUUGUCAACAAAAAAAAGACACUCAUAAAUUUUGUCAUAUCGUCCGAUCUUGAUUAUUAUCACUUUUUUUUUGUAUUUUUUGAACUGCCAGUUUUAAAGCAUCUGUUCUAAAAACAAAAGAAACAAGACAUUAGUUCAACUUCUUAUUAACAUACAAAGUAAAUAAAAAAGCAAAUUAAAUAAGAUAAAUUUAGAAGAAAAUAAAAACCACUUUAACUCAACAGUAAAAACACUCAAAUGUAGAUAAGUACAGAAUAAUACAGUGAACUAGUUUACAGUCCUGAGUAUUUUUGCAAGUAUGCCAGAACCAAAUAAACAAAUUGCUCCCUUAAGGAUUAACAAAGACACCAACAUGUAAACAUUAGAUGAUGUAAACGUAGAUGAUACGAUUGAUCGCUGCUUUGGUCUGGUGGCUGCUCCGCUAGUUGAGGCUAAACUGCCAAUGCUACUUGUGCUACACGGUGGCAGGCUGUACAGACUCUGCUCACAUUUUCAUGCUUUACACAUAACCACAGUAAUAAUCAAUUACUUCUCCUGUUUACUUCUCUGGCAACUUACAGAAGUGAGCAGGAAAAGCUCGACUCUGAUUGGCUGUUGUCACGCACAUUUCUGCUAUGUUUGAUCGAGUAAAUAAGCUCACAGCUGAUCAGCGUGAUCGAACUGAAAUUUAUCACGAUCAUUUAAUCGCCCAGUCCUAAUCUGUGCAUAUAUUGAUUUACUGACUACUUAAAUUAUGAAAGCAGUAGCAGACAGAGUCCAUCGUCCUAGUCCAAACAAACUUGAAUCACUAAGUGUUAAAACUUAGAUCAGGUCCACUCCCUCUUAAGCCUCAACCAUUAGUUUGCUUUAUUAGACGCAUCCUUAAAAUCAAUUAAUAAUUCUUUUUCUCUCUCUUCCUCCUCGCUCCUGCUCUUUAUAGUAAUUAAGAGUAGAAUCUGUUCGAGGUUUGUUGCAGAAGAAAUGCUCUAUUUUCAUCCUGCUUGCUGAAGCAGAAAGAGGAAAUUGAGGGCUUUUUAAAUGAGCGCUUUAAUGUCAGCACAUGCUUUACUUUGUUCUUUUAUUCAUGGCACACGUGACAUCCUGGCAGAAGGCCAGCUGUAUUUCACUUCAUCACUUUUUGGGUUGACCUGAUAUUGAACAUGGUGUCUAUCCCUCGCAGUGUUGCUCAUAUUUGCUAUUGAACAUAUUAUGUAAUUCAUCAUCACUGUCAUCAUUCUGUCUUUUUCUCCCCUCUGCCUGGGCUGCUUUUAUAUUUCAGUCAAUUCUGGCUGUCUGCGUAGUGUCUGCACUGUCCUCUGGGGGACAUCCACUGCUGUUUCUGACAUAUUAUCAAAAUCUACUCCUUGCUGUCUUAUGUUACAACAAAUGAGCCUUAUUUUUACCAUUCCAUUGUCGUCUUUUAGUUUGACUAUGGUCCAUCACUCUCUUAAUACUCCCACACUUUUUUUGACUUAAUCAUCAUCGCCCUUAAUAUUCUAUCUGCUCUAAUGGAUAAACUUAGUACAGCCACACGCAUGCAAACUGUUAAUGCCUGUCUUUGCAGGCUGUAAAAGCACUUCUACAAUCUGUCUUCUUGCUGUGGCCUCGAGAGGAUUAUCCAACAUGGUCAGUUCAACAAUAAACAAACAGCCACCCAGUCACAUGAUCAUCCAUUUUUCCCUCUGAUCAGACAGUAGGGAUCAAUCAAUGGGGAUUUAUUUAACAUGAAUAGGAGAACAAGCGCAGGCAUAAUCCAUACUGUGCUGCAGAAUAAGGAACGCCCACAGGGCAGGCUUCCCUAGCCGUCCAAUCCCACAAAGCACUGUAUAGGGAUUAAACCAGAUUAUCUGACUAAGCUAUUCUUGGAAACAAAUGAAAAAUCUCUGGUCCACAUUAAGGUUCAAGGAAUGCUGAAAAAGUAGCUGAUGUAGCUCUCACUUGAUUACUGUACUUAUGACUAAUGAUGAAGACUUAAUCUGUCUCACUCCAUGAUACAUCUCUUUACAUCAAACAAACUAAAAGCAACCCAGAUUAUUAUGUCGCAUUCAGUGGAUAGACAGUAUUUAUUCAGGAAUACAGAUUAAAACAAACUCAGAUUAUACAGAAGUUAAUUCAAUCCUGAUGCUCAUAACACUUUACUGUAGCAGAGCUAGUCUGUGAUCUGGUCAGCAGGUGGCGUCAGUGAGCGGUAACAUCUCUGACUCGGAGAAUGACUUCUCUCUAAAGGAGCUGUCCAUUCAGCACCACUCUGAAGCGUCCUACUCUUCAGCAGGCUGGAUAGAGAGAGAACAAGAAUCGCUGCAAUCUCAUACACAGCAGCAAUAAAUAAAAAAAAAAAGGAAAGUGAAAAAGCAAAGGAGGGCAGACUGCAAAUGCCACAAACAGCUCAAAUUCUGCCCGACGUUUCCCUGUUGCAGCAAAAAGCUACUGCAUGGUACUACAGUGAUAAUUGUGACAUCCUCUACCUUACAGGCUUGGCUUGUUUACAGAACCAUACACAUAUGUUCCUACCUCUGCAUGGACACAGUAAUUGGCACAUUAUAAGAAAAUGAAAUAAAAUGGACAACUAAUUAAAUGUUAUCAACUUCUCCAGACCAUCUGUAUGCAGGUUCUGUUCUAACAUUGGAAUAGUGGAGCUCUUUAAUGUCACGUCUAUCUUUCAGGCUACUUUGAGGCUGUGCAUUUCUUGUUGCAAGCAAAAAUAAGACAAUGCACAGGCCUUGAAGUCAGAUUGGUAGAGGAAACUGGGUCGAGAUGAAACCCUCACAUUAGGUAAUGAUAUUCUUAGGAGUCAGUGAGCUAAAAUCCUCCUGCCGGAGUCGGCUGCAGGAAAGAAUCGUGAUAGUCAGUCAUGCCUUGCACAGAUAACAUACUACUGCUCCGUGACUUCAGGUCAUGUUGUUGUUGCUCGAUGUUUGACACCAGAUGGACUCGGUUGGAAAUGACUUACUGUCCUCUUGCUCGACUGAGGCUCAGAUUACAGCUCCCACUGCUCCACCCUGUGACAAGACAGGUACACUCAUAUAGUCUUGCUUCCUUUCCGAUUUAUUUUUUAUUUUUUUUAUUUAUCUUCUUCUCCCAGUCAAACUACAUUUGCGGUCGUCCUUUGGGAGGGAUAACACUUUCUGAGAAAAAGAGUAAAACUGUGUUUUCCUGGCUGUUCCUGAUGGUGGUAUAGCACACGAAACACACAAACUAGAAAAAUGAUCACAGCCGGGUGUGUCACAUGCUGAGCACAGAGCAUGCAGCUGCCAGUUUUUCAUCACUAUAGAUUUAUUUAGCCUUUUUUAGCCCGAGAUGUACUUAUGGAGGUAUGCAAGAAGUAGGAAUGCGAAACUGGCACAUUCACAAAGUCAUAAAAAGAUGUGUUUUCAUGUAUGUGGCAUGUCUACUACUACUGAUCUACUGAUAUUCACUUCUCUCUUUGUAUGUAAGUAUUCACAACAACAAGAUAAUAGAAGGAAGGAUAAUGAAGCAUCCAAAGGUGUUCCAGAGCAUGUAAGUUCUGGACAAGAAUUGAAAUUCCAAUUAGCUGAUUGGUCCAGUGGCAAGAAAAUACUCUGAAAACAGCCAUAAUUGAGCACAAUUUCCUUAUUCAUUCAAUUAUUUUUUUCAUAUCUGAACUAUAAUGUGCCGCUCAAACUCAUAAGAAGGUACAAGGUUCCAUGCGCCCUAUGGGUUUGUUUACAUCUGGUUAGUAAAGCAUUUUAACAUCAUGGUAGUAACCACUAACUGGUGCAAUGGCCCUUCCUAGUGGUGUGGCUGUGCUACAGCUUUGACACAAGGACGUUUUGAGUCUUCAAUGAUAAAAAUAUUAAUGAUUAAUUUUAGUGCCCUACCGAUAUGGAUUUAUUGGGGUCGAUGCUGAAAUCUGAUUACUGAUUAAUCAGACGAUUUUUUAAAUUUUUUAUGAAGUUUUAAAACUUUGUUAAUUUAAGUAAUAUAUCUCCAUAUUUACUUUUUUUUAACAAAUGGCUGCUUUUGAGCCCUUCUAACAAUUCUUCAAAGAAUUAAAGGCAGAAAAAUUUUUUUCAAAUCCUCAGUAAUUAUCCACAUAUUUAUCAUGAAUCAAACUCGGACCAGAAAAGCAUUUUCAAGAACCCCCCUGCUGAUCGGUGCCUCCGCGUCUUAACUCGUAACUCAUUUCCAGUCCGGUCUCAUCUGGAGACAUGCAGCUGCCUCAGUAAAAGAAGUAGCUCGAUCACAUAAUGUGUACUGUUGUUUAUUCUACCGUUACUGGCACGGCUAACAGUGUAGCAAGGCUAAUAGCAGAUGGCUCACUCUAACUUAAGCUUGCAUAUUACAUGGUGCUUCACCGUCAACUCGGCGUGACCGAGACCAGCACAGCGGGGAACAACGUGAAGUGGGUUGAACUGAAACUUGUUGACUUAUUGUGUAUUUCACAAGCUGGUUUAUUUACCGUUGAGGCGGACCACUCUCCUCCGAGCGACCCUGCCGCCGUCUGCUGUGCUGUGAGGUAGUUAGUGGAUGAAGAUUGUCAUGAGGUCACUGCGCCAUCUAAAGGAUAAGUCGGGGGAUCUUUUCAAGUGGCGGAACAUUUUGAAACUGAAUCUUAUUCUCCACAUUUUAUUUCUGAAAAUAUCUGUGACAAUCAGCGAGCUUUGGCCGAUUACCGAUUAGUCUCAAAGGGGCUAAAAUUGGCCAAUUUAAUCAGCUUGCUGAUAAAUCGGUCGGGCCCUAAUUAAUUUAGCUAACUUGUAAUCCUGGUGCAGAGUACCACUUUUUGGUCAAGUAAAUAUACACAACCCGAGAAGCAACAGUGGCAUAACUCAGGAGUCAUCAACUGCUUUUUCAAGCAUCAUGUUUCACAAUUUAGCCAUCCUUAAAUUUCCAAGGUCAGAAAAAGGGACUAUUUUUGAAUAACGUGAUGGUGCUUGAGAGGAGGCUAUUAAAUAUGCUAGCUGUACUUCACAAUCUCAAUGCUAAGGUAAUCCUGCUUAACAAGUUAAUGAAUGUAUGUGUGGCACUAGAAAAACUAGCCCACCAGACUUUUUAGUUAGUGUUAGAGACCACAGACCAAGCCCUACUGUGUGUCCAGCGAUGAAUAAAAGAUCCCCCAAAGGAAACAAAACAAGUUUAGUUACCUAAUUAGCAAAAGGUUAGCAUACAGCCUCUAGCUGUAUGCUAACUGCCACUUAAAGCAGUCAUACCUGAUUUCCAUGCACUCACUUCACUAACAACUCAACAUGUGAUGAAUGAGCAUGACAAACAUGUUCUUGCUAGUAAAUGCUAACAAUGUAACACUAGCUGUAGCAUAGUUUGCACAAUGAGCCGCACAGCAAGCCUUCAUCUUUGUCCAAUAUUUGCAUGAAUAAAUCCCCAGAGGCAGCAAAACAAACACUGCUACUUUUUUAGCAACUAAAUGGGCAGAAGUGAAAUCUGGCAGACACGCUGCAGCAGGGUCCAACCACUACUCUAUGAAGUGGACACGUUCCUUUCUUCUGACUUCUAGUAAUUUAGUGAGCCUAAUUGGAUAUUUUGAUGUGGGACUGUAAUGGAGAUGGAGAUGGGUCUCUCAAGUGGCCACUCAGGGAUCUGCAGAUUCAGAGGUAAUGUGUUUGCUAGAUAUCUCUGCUACCUAAGUUGCAGCUUGGAAAAAAAUACAUUACCCAUUUGAAAGAGAAGCUUUUCAUAUACUGUGAUAUUUAACACAAGGGUCAGUGAUGUUUGUUCCCAAGUAUUUGACAGAAUGUCUGUUUUACUCUGCGCCCCAAUGUUUUAAACUAUAAUGAAAGUUAAAGUUUGUAUUCUCAUUGCAACAGAGCUGAAUCAUAUUUUCCUUAGUUUUCCUCCGACUGUAGAAAGAAUUUUUUUUUUAAAAUAUACAUAAUACAUAAUAUAUAACAUGCCUCUCUAUCAGUCAGCCAUGCACUCACUCUGUCUUGCUGCCAUCUGCAUGUGAAUAAAGAAGAGCGAGUGAAAGGAGCUUCAUGACUCAGCAGCCCAGUCUGAACAACAACAACAACAUCACAUUGUCUUUCAAAAAUUGGGGUUUCGCUUGCCAACAAAGUGGCAACUUCCAGUGUUAGAAAAAGAAAAAAAGCUACUGUAGAAGUGCAAAAAUCUGCUGUCUUAACCUGGACCAUAUCAGGGUGUCCUUUUACCAGUAUAAAUAAACAUGCUGACAGCCAGUUUUGAACUCUUCUUCUCACUUCUGUUUUAGUUUACUUCAUACUUUAUUCUAGACCCACAGGUCCAUACUCUUUACAAUUUCACAAAGUUAUUUAUUCAUUUGUAAUAACACCCUUCUGUUUUGGUUAUAAGUUGUGCGUUAUUACGUAUGAUCUGAGGAGUGGCUGACGUGGCUGUCUGGUGAAUGCACUUUCUCCAGAUUUCUAGAUUAACCAGAAGUUAGUUGCAGCAUUUCCAAAAUAGCUACUGCCAUCUUUGUGUUUCAUAACACCUCUUUAGUAACUUGUGAAUGGAGCCUCUGGGACUAUUUUUUUUUAAUCCAGUCUUUAAAGCUUAUACAAAACAAAUCAAACAAUCUCUUUGUCUACAUACAUUAGAUCAAAAAGCAACAACAAAUUAGAUAGAAUUAAUCUGUCGAUCAUCUAACAUAAUUCAGAUCAGCAUGCACAGUAUGCUUGGUCAAUCUGAAUGUCAUUUGUGAGGGUGGUGAGUGAUUUGAAUGAGCAGUGUAAGCCAGCUUUAAUGAGGUGUAAUUUGGAGAGCUUUAGGAGAUUAAACAGAAUGAAUGCUUUGCUCCCUGACCCAGGUUAUGUGGAGAGGUCUGCUUUUUUUAAUCGUUGAUGGUUCAUUUUAAAGGAAUGGGUCAGUUACUUUCUGGCCUCCAUGACCUCAAGGAGCUGGGAUGCAUGAAGCAACUGCACGGAGAUGUUAUGAAAGAUACAUUUUUACAAAAGAAGCUGAUGAAUCUAAAUCAUGUUUGAUUCAGAUGACUCUUCUCAUCAUAAAAAUAUAUAUACUAUAUUUUAAAAGUUUUUGUUUAUGAUACCAUUGUAAAGAAAAACAGUUGACUUGUGACUCGCCCCACCCUCUUAUACUAACACUGAGACACCUGUCAAGCCUGUCUCUCUCACAUAGCCCUUAAAGCUUUAUACAUUCAUGUGAGUUUCACACCUCUAACCAUUCAUCCAUCAAUGAGCCACUCUGCUUAUCCCAUUAAGGGUUGUUGGAGGCUGGAUCCAGUCCCAGCUGCUAUUGGGUGGGGUACAGCAGAAGAGAUUACCAGCCUAUGGAAGGCCUGACAUGUGGUGACAACAAAAGAACCAUUCCUAUUUAAUUUAGAGUCACUUUUUUUACCUGACAUACAGGUCAUAGAACUAGAAACUAGAGGAUCCAGAAUGAUCUAAUGCAUGAAGAGUAGAAUAUACUAAAGGUCCUUACACAGCGGGCAAUAGGCGAAGCGACGCGAAAAGGCGAAUAAAAUCUGCUAAGCGAAUUAAGUUUGGCGCUUCUAUAACAUAUCUAUAAAACCAUAUACAAACGUUUACUGAACUUUGAGUUGCUCUGAGCUGGUUGCUUAGCUAGCUUAGCUUCAUAUUAUGCUAGCUACAUGUUACACAUCUAUGUUUGAGGAUUGAUAAGUUGAGAUCUUUUAUUUCCUGCCAUAUGUUUUCUUUGAGGAGAGUGUCGUUGAAUAUUUCAAAGGAUUUGUCCCAUAAAGCAGGGCGCUCCUGCACACUAAUGAUAAAGCGCUCAGUCAUGAUGAAUGAAUGCAGACUAGGGUUGAGGCUGCCAGUAAAGUUUGGAUGUGAUGCCUUUUCGCCUCUGCAAAAUUCAACACAAGAGCGAAUAAAUAACAGUCGCUUUUUGCUUCGUAAAUUUUCACUGCCAGUGUGUAAGGUCACUUUGACUUCAAGAGUUUUUUGUUUUUUUUAAAACCAAAUUAUUCGCAUCACGAAUUCACUCCCUGUGUGUAAGGACCUUAACUCCCCACAGAGAGGUCCGAACUGUUAGUUAACAGUUUAAGUAUAGCCAGAGUCUUGUAGGCUUAUUUGAUACCCGAAGGCAACGUAGUUUCUUACUAGCUAAAUCUACAGCAAAAAAUCUAUGAGUGUGCCUGCGAGCUGAAUGUCUUUAAGACUGACAUUGAAAGGCAUUCAUAUGAAAACUUCUGAUUAAAGGAGUGUUUGAGCCCUCAGUUUGUUGGUUUUCCAGCCUCCUUCAGGUACUUUCCCACUCCUAACUGGCAGCUUACCUAGCUAGUGUGGCAUUUACAGCUUACUUUAAAACAGAAAGAACUUAAUCCAUCCCCUGCACUUUGUGCAUUGUUUAAAACAGACAGAAAUAAGCCAAAAAAAUACAAUUUAGAUCAGAGUGCCAAGUUUAUGAGGGAUUAAUCAGUUCAUGCAGCUGGUGAAGAAAGCCAGAAUUUGACACACCUGAGAUGCCAGUCAGCUCGACUAAUUAGGACAGCCAACAAGAAGAUUCACUUAGUUUUAAAUUCAGAUUAUUGUAGUUAUAAAAUUAGCAAGCUGAGUCACUCUAAUGCCCAUCUCAUUCAUUAUAUAUGUAGAACACACACAGCACACAGCUAUAAACAUGGGGAGUACCCCAGUCGAUUCAGUGCAUUAAGAGAUUAACAAGGCUAGCUGCUGACACUGAUCAGGGCUUGAGUCCAAUACAAGAGGAAAGACUUGCAGCAGGCCAGGGCCCCUCCUUAAUGCUUUUUCCCAACAUAUCAUAGAGGGUGAAGGUUGGAGUUGGGACGGGGUUCACUGCACAGAGGAGGUUAUGGCCAGAGGCUGCUGUCCUGCUCUGGCCUUACACUGGGCCGGCUAGGCUUAUCUCGUGUAGAGAAAUAGAGAAAGAGAGCCAUCUAGGGAAGAGGAUAGAGAGAGCACGAGAGAGGGAAGGAGGGAGGGAGGGAGGAGGGGGUGAUCCUGCGCCUGCUCACUGUGAGCGCAGCAAGUGCAGCUUUCAUCCGCAGCAGAGACUGAGGGAGAGACAGAGAGAGUUUAAGCCAGCAAACAGUAGCUGUGAGGGGCAGUGUGAGAGCGUGAGAGAAAUACAGAGUUAGAAGAAGAAAACAGUGACCAGCCAUUUUGACAUUUAUUUACUACUGCUAGCCCUCCUGCCUCUGCUGCAUGCUCUAGUUUGCAGUGCGAAUAUUACCGUGCAGGUCACCUCCUUCUCUUUUGGGAAAACUGAAGAACCCCAGGGACGUGUGAAUUUCUGGCACAAUUGCUCAGCACUGCGGCAUCUUGAUACAAACGGCGGAAUGUAGCGGAUGGGAGGAAAAAAGCUUGAGGAUCAUCCUUCCAGACUUCGGUCCCUCACCGUCCAUCUGUCUCUGCAUCCACUCCGUGCUUCCUCCCCGUGUGCAUCUCUCCUGCUCUGUGUAUGGGAGGUGAAGCUUUGGCAGGCUGUCAGUCAGCAUGCGGCGGUGUAAACGGGCAGCUCAGUGCCCACAACACGCUAUGGACGUCAGACACUCCUCGCUGUACUAAUGAAAGGCUUCAAGCUCGCCUGGUAAGGCUCAACAGAAAGUAAACAUAGCCUUUUCUGUGUGUUUUCUGGUGGAUCGAACCUGUUUUCCUCUUUAGCUCUGAGGAUUUCAUGUAUGCAAAGCACAACUCAGUCAGGGGCUUCAUGUCUGUCAUCAUUUUCAUGUGUUUCUUUGGACUCUUGCUUUAAUGACAAGUCUAGAUACUGUCUCUGUGUGGCUGGUUAGACUGUAAAUAUUUAAGGGUUUUUCUAGAGAACUACACUAAAUAUGAAUCAUCUGUUUGCCAUUUUAUUUUCCAUGUGGUUAUGUAAAUGGGCAAAUAGCAAAUUGGUAAUCUAGACUUGACCAGUGCACUACCAAGCUGUGAAUCCAGUGCAGCUAUUGUGGGCUAGUGCUUUUUUUUUUUUUCUCUUUCACUGAGACUGAGGCGACCCCGCUCUGCUCCCCUCUGGCGGGCUCAGUAUGAGCGGAGCAGCUGAGGAGAAAAACUCACGUGGCUGCCUGGAAAAGAGCAGGCACAUGCUCCCUCUGUCUCUCCCCGGCUUCUGCUCCGGCUGUCCCCCCUCGCUCGCUUUCCUCUUCACUCAUCACAUGGACAAACAGAUCCACGUCCAGGUGGCCUUACCCCUCACUUUCUUUUUCAACCUGUUUCACCACAUUAUGCGCUGUCUGCGCUCACUUUUCCCUCCUCCUUCCUCCUCUCCUCUCCUCCCUUCUUGUGUUUGUUUAUGCUCCUCCUCCUUUUGCCUGAUAUUUUUAGAGACGAAUUACAGAGCACUGCUGGAGGAAAAAAAAAACAGAGGGGGAGCAGUUUCGGCAACGUGCGUCCCGCUUCCUUCCGUCUCACUUUCAUGGGGACCUUUUCUUUCCCCACAGUCUGUCUCACUCUCUUUAUAUUUGUCUGUGUCAUCCUCAUUUGCAUCCCUCUCUUCUCUGCCCUCUCCUUAUUUUCUAUCCUCUCAAAUCUUUUGCUUAAUCCUCCUGUCUUUUUUUUCUCAAGGCUAUUGGCUGGAGCUUUGAAAAUUUCUUCUAAGGGCUUCAUAACAAUAAUCAGAUUGAGUGCACACUGUCAGUAAAUGUUAGUGGCAUGUUGUCUUUAUCAUUCUGUCAGACAGGGACACUAUUAAACCUGAGCCUGCCGUCACUUAAUCUGUUUGCUGCACCCUGAUAGACACAGGUUACUAUCACAGCCAUCUGUUAGCAUCCCAUAGACCUACACUUUGAGGUAAGCUGGCUGGCUAGCUGGGUAUAGUGUGCAUGCCAUGCUGCUGAGUUAUAUAACAGCAUGUGUGCAUAUUUACCUGAUUUUGCUUACAGAGAAUAAACUUUGCAGCAUUUUCAUCACUAAUGUUCAGCUUUGGCCAAGAAUAAUGAUCUAAAAGCUCCCACUCUUUCCUGCCUGAUUGAUUUUUCUCCCCAUGUCAAAGAUAAAUGAUAAGGUAUGAGCUCUUUCUGUGCAUUAAUCAAUGUGAGGAUGCAGCUGAAGUCCCUCUCAUUUUAUCUGCGUCUGUACUGUCAGAGCUGCAUUUUCUGCUUUCAGGGACAAUCUGCUUUGUAGGCAAAACGGCAUGACCUAGAGGUCACGCCAUCAAUCAAUACCUCAAUCAGCACGUUUGUUAUACUGGGUGGUAGAGCAAUCACUGUAACUGGAUAGAGCAGCGUAUUUAUCAGCACUAGAUGCAGCGGUCUAAGUGAUUUGAAGCUCUCUUUAUAGUUGAUUGAACUGGACAGUGAUACUCGCAGUUGGGGCUUGAAAUAAAAAAAAUAAUUGAAACCAAAAUUAAUAAUCUCUAACUAAGCUGAUCUUGCCCAUGUCAGUGAUUUCCAUUUUUUUAUGUUCUAUUAAUACUUUCAAAAAAUGGUGACCCCCCCACUACGUGUCAACAUGUACUGUCCGCUUAAAAACACACUAUCAAGAAUGUAAACUGUGAUAAAGAUCACAGCACUGCUGAUAUUUUCAAGCUCAUUUUCAUUGAUACUGAUAUUGAUACUAAUAUAUAUAACUCACAUUUGUCUUUGCAAGGAAUACAAAGUUUCUCCUUUUACAUGAAAAAUAUUUUACUCUUAAUGUGACAGACACAAAAAAGUCAAAUAACAUUUGCUUAUGCAUGAUCAUUGGACUUUUCCAAAUAGAGAGGUUAAGUUGUGCAUCCACUGUCUGUAUCCAACCCCCCUAAAAUACCUCUUUACAGCCAACAUUUGAGGGAUGUCAUCACAUGUACAUAAUGAAUUGGCCAAUAAUUAUUUUGGCAGAUAUUUUCAUACUUGCAAAUGAUAGCAUUUAACUUUUAAAGCUAUUAUCUGCUGAAACAUAUAUCGCCCACUCAGAUUUGUUUCUGACUCUUUAUACAAACAGAAAGGCUCAAGAUAGUCGUGCAGUCCUUUUUAAACCUUGCACUGCAGCAUCAUAAUUGAUAUAAAUUUUAAACUCAAGUGCAUCACAUACAAUGGAAAUCAUUCUACAGGUGGUUAGAAUAGCAACACACGUUGUCUAAAGGAUCUAAAUAUCAGACUUACUGAUCAACAACAUUUAAAACCAGAGAUUGACUGGUCAGCUAAUUAAUUGGGACAAUUAAGGGUAUUAUUAAGUAGUCAGUAUCAUAUUGGUAUUGGUCCUCACAGUGGAUGUGCACAUGACUUUUUUAAUGAUUUAAGAUGGAUGGAAAAACAUACAAAAUUCCUUUGUGGACUUUUUUACUUAGAAAAUCAGCAAUCAACUGACCUUCUCUCUUAUGAUCAGUAUCGGCUUCAACGAUCAAAAAAAUGUAAUCUGUCUACCACUAUUCAAAACUUAUUUGACCAUGUUUUUUACUAGCCUAGUACAGAAAGAGUCACUUUUGUCCAUGGGAGUCCUGUCUGAAGUCAGGGUGGCUUGACUGUAAUUAUCAGGGGUCAAGAUUCUCAUCAGGAUCCCUAUUUUAAUGUCAUCAUUGUCUGCACUUGUAUUGAGAUGACCGAUAUACUGAUUCAAGAUUAAACAAAGAAUUUGAAGUGACUCAAAUUUCAUUAGAAUUAGCCAAAAGAAAUUAUUAAGUUUCCAUGGAUACAGUAUAACUUUGACAUAUGAAUGUAAUUCUCAGAUAUCUUCAGUCUUACACUAUAGAAUGAUUCAGAAAGAGUGAGUGUCGAAAGGUUUUCAGAUGACAAACCAGGCUGCCCUGCUGGGUGUAUGACCGUCAUAGUGCAUGCUGUGAUUGAGAACCAGAGUGGUGAGAUAUUUUUGCAGCAUUACUUACUUGUCAGAAGACAAGAAAGAGAUAAGAAGAGAGAGAGAGAGAGAGGGCGAGCGAGAGACCAUGUGUGCAAACAUGCAUGCGUGUGAGAGCGAGAGGGAGAUUGCUCAGGAUUUGGCAGUGGCCCCGCAGUGGGGAUGUUUGCUCUUGCUAUGACAUUUGGUGCGACUUAAAUCUGGACACAAAUACACACACUUACUAACACAUGCACUGAGACACAGAUGUGCACACACAGCCAGCAGCAGCAGCUGUAGCAACAGCAAGGCGCUGACAGCCGGCUGGAGCUGGAGUUGGAGCUUUACUCCCUGCACGUGGCACAGGGGACAAGCAGUUUGUUGAUGCAGGACAGUUGGAUUGACUAAGUGCACACUCGCAUACAUAAGUACCUGUGUGUAUUUUUACCCCAAACUUGUCUGGUAAAGUGUCAAGCGCCUUUAUCUUAUCGAUCGGUGCUAAUCAGAGUGAGAGACGGCAGCUUUUCCUCGACUCAAUGUCAUGGCCACACUGAAGUCGAGUUCAGAACUGAAGCAAAGGAGUGAAGUUUCGCAAUGUGUGACUUCUGCCUGUGCAUGGUUAAAACACUGCAGCUUUAACUCUAUCAGGAAACACAGGGGUGCAUUUUUCUGCAUGCUCGCAUACAAAUUAAUCCACACAAUGCGUCUUUUUUGCUGAAUCAAAGAAAUUUCAAAACAUGCAGAACUUCUCACGUGCACAGGCUCUCCGUUUCCUCACUUAUACACAUUUAUGCAAACCUCAUCCCCAGGCAUGGGCUAUCUAGUGCUGAGCUACUAAUGUCUCUCUGGGCUAUUUUAAACUGACUUAAAAACUGUGGCUCCCGGGCUCCUGCACCAAGAAGAUUGUUGAUAUUAGCAUAUUAAGUACUAAGACUUAAUAAGGAAAGUGCUCUCUGUAGCUGCAGGUUCGCUAAUCGUGAACAAGCUGAUCCUCUAGAUCUUACAGGUUCCUCACAUGUGAUGGUUAAGCCCCCAGUUCCCUCAAGACCCACUCUGAUCAUAUUUUGCUGAUGCUAGAGGACAUAUCAUGAGAAAACUAGUAGCAAAAUUUCAUUUCUGAGUAUUUCUGCAUUCAAAUUGCUGUGAAUCUCUGGCAGACUCAAACGGCAGGUUCAGAAACAGUGGGAUUUUCUACAUCACAAAUCCAAGCUCCGCCCCUGGCACCCCACUCUGCAGGCCAGACCCCAAGAAGUAGAGAGGACGAUGGCAAUGUGCAGCAGCAGAUUGCAAUGCUCGUAGGAAAGCAAAUUAUGAUAGCUUUUAUCAUGCCCUCAAAGACGUUCGCGUCUGAGAGCUGAAUAGCUCCGAUGUUACCUGCCACUUCUACUCCACCGGCAAUAUUAGGCUGCAAGCUUGCAUGACGGGGAGGUUGCAGAGCAGUGCUGUCUUCACCCUCAACUCAGAGGCAAAUUGCUUAUGAUCUACUGGAGCUCUGCAGAAGAAAAGCCCUUGAAAAUGAUAGGUAACGUGAUCUAGGCUAAAAACUUCAUAAUCACAAUUUAACGACCACUGAGAACACUUCAAGUAGUAAAAAAAACAAUCGAAGGGGGACUUUUAAGCAACAGCAUUUCUGUUUACAAAAACAAAACCCAGAAAUGUCCACAAGAGAUUGUAAGAAAUGGACUGUGAGGCUUGGAACCACCUGCAGCCUUGCAGAUAAAGUACUGCACCAUCAGACAGGACAACAAUGGGCUUGGAAGUUCACAGCAUGGGCUUUGCGGUGAAAAGAAGCCACAGAAUUGUUUCCCUCUUGGCCACAGCUUAUUAACUCUCUUGCUUUCUCUCACUAUCUUUCUCUCUUGUCCCCUCUCCCCUUUUUCUCUCUCUUUUUUUUUUACACUGCUGGCUUCCCUGGGCCAUUUGUCAUCACUGAUUAUGCUGUGUAUUGUUCCCUGCUGCACUCCCCACUCUGCACCACACAUAACCAAUGUUUUUUUUUAACCUUAAGGCUCUGAAUGGAUAGUUGUGAUAAAGUAUUUUUCAAAAAUGAUUGAAAUCGAUUAAAAAUAUGCCAACAUUGGACUCACUUAAAGACCGCAUUUGAACUUUUAUCAGGUGUUUUAACAAGACAGGCCAGCUAAGAAAGCCUUGCAAGUUUUGUGUUUGUAUCCUGCAGCAAAUUUCGUAUGUUUUUAGACAGACAGGUGCAUUACUCAAGAAACAUUGUUUUCUCUGUCUCUAUCAGUCUCAUUUUUAAUGGACUGAUUGUUGCUUCCAGGGACAGACACUUGUGUGUUUCUCUCUCCAGUGGAUGUCUGAAAAGACUUCACAUUAGUGUGCCAUACACUUGUUGCUCCAAAAGAGCCUAUCCAGACAAUAAUGGCCGUUUCCAUUAAGCUUUUUAGUGCACAAACAGAACCUGCUCUAUCUCGCUCUCUUGAACCAUAACAGCUACUGUGCACCAGCAGAACAAUACAAAGCAAACCAAGCUUUUGUGUGUUCAACCCAGUGUCCCAUACAUUAAUGGUUGUGUGCAUAAGGUUUCAUAUGCUGGUUAUUGUUUUCAUAAAAUCCUUGUGUUUUCUUUACAUUUUUUGCUUGUGAAACUGUAGGAGACGGAGUCCAUACUUUUUACCUCAUUGAGUGUAGGAUAGCGAACAAUCAAGACCUACUUUGUUUUUCUUUAUUUUGCCUACCAAAAUUCAUUAACAGCUUGUUAGAGAGGUUGCAUAUUAGACCAUAUUGCUAUGUUAGGUCAUGCCCAGGGAGGGACAUUCAUACAUUAUCAUGUAUUAUCACUGUUUCCCAGGCUGUUGGUUGUAUCAACUUUGAAAAUUUGAUGUUCGGUGUUUCACAGUCCGUUAGCUAACCACACCAGAGUACAGAUAAUGUUAGCAUUAAGUCACUGAAUUUACAGUUGGGUCUAAAAAUCACAACGGAAAUACAGAAAUAUUUGCACAAACAAACCACGUACUUUAAACACAAAUAUAGAUUAUUAGUAGAAGGGCUAAUGUUAAUGUUGGUUUGUAUUUUAAUGCCACAGAAGCCAGCAAAUAAUACAAUAAUUAUACAACCCUAAUGAUAAGUUUGACUACUGUGUUGCUGUUAAAUGAGUUACCCAGUUGGAUUGAAGGUCACAAGUUAACAGCAUUACUCCUUAAACCACUACACCAGCAGUCUGCCUUCAAUAUUAUUAGUUUUGAUAUAGUGAAUUCAUUUACGAUUAAAAAAUGAUAUUACAACUGGAUUAGAGCUAGUAUCCUCAAUGUUAAAAGUAAGGCCCAGUAUUAGGUCAAGCAUUGUGCAUUUGGCCAGCUACCAUGAUGUAAAGAUAGACACCAGCAUAGAAAUCAUGGCCCAGUCUUUAUGGCUUUUCACCAUCUGUUGUCUUUGUAGUUGUUGAUCAAUCUGAAAGCCAGGAAAAGACCACAGUUUGUUGGAUUGUCAUGGUUUACAGUUUAUGACCUGGAACGCUGUGAUAAUGCAUGAUUACAAUGAAAGACAAAGAACAGAGCUUGUCUAUUUGUUUUGUUUUGCUUUUAAUAUUUUUCUUUCUUUCUUUCUUUCUUUUUCUUUUCUUUUUUUAAGGUAUUUUUUUUGGGGGGGGGUUGCCGUUAUGGAUAGGACAGUGUGGAGGACAUGCAGCACAUGGUCGGAGCUCGACUCGAAUCCACGACCGCUGUGAGGAUUGUGGUCCCCUUACAUUGGGCUCACUAACCCGCUAGGCCAUGUGCGUGCCCCGUUCCUUUCUGUUUCACACAAUAAAGCUCACAUAAAGCUCAGCCUCAUUGGCUGAUCUGUACAUAUUAUUUUUUCCAAAUUACUAAUUGAUUAAUCAUUUUCAUUGUAGGUUUGAAAUAUACUAAAUAGUGCAAGUGUAUAACCUUCCAAAUUUGAUUGAAUCUGACUUCAGGUUUUAUCUAGUGCACCAGGCAUGCAUAUCAAACAUAGGUGGUAAAAAAGGGAGGAAACAGGGAUGUUGAAAAUACUGCAGUACUUUCAGGCUGGCCGGAAAGCCAAGGAGUGCUGAUACUGCAAAAACGUUCAUCUAGAAAUAAAAAGCCAUCAUGAUUUCAAAUUACAGUAGACAGUUUUAGUAAGAAUAGCCCGUUUUUCCAUUAAUGCACACUGUGUGAGUUUCUUUUAACAUAUUGAGGUCAUCAUAAAUAACUGAAGCGGCACGGCUGACUUUACUGACAGGUGGCACAAUGUUGCUGUGCUGGCUAAUGGCCUGCCUUAAAUCUGCCUUUUUUCUAGGCGCACUGGAAGUUGAGUUGAGUCAGCAUUUCUCAUGCGGUAACACCCACUGCUGGGUUUUACAACUCUAUGUCAGAAACCAGUAGGGGAUGUUCUUAACACUACCUUCAUGUUUUACAGCAUAGGGCUGUUUUCAAUAGGCUAAAGGCUGCUGCUGCCACUGUGGGGCUUCAUAACCUCACUGAGAAUUCUCCAUGUUUUCAUUCAGUCCAUGGUGCACACAGAAAGACAGGCAUAGAAAGGGAAUAAACUGAUUUCUCUGUUUAUUAUCAGAUUUAUUUAAGCAAGAUGAUGAAGUUGAGUCUAAGGUUGUGUUCACACCUAAAGGUCUGUUUCCUGAUUCGAAUCCAAGGCAAGACGAUACAUUUGUUUUGAUUGUUUAACUGGUCCGGUUUGAACUCACAAAGGACAAACUCAAUCGCCUCAGAAAACGGAACCGGAAGUCCCUUGACUGCGAAUGUCAUUCGGUUGUUGGUCAUUACUUUAUGGCGGAAUACAAACCCCGCUCUGCUGUCUUCACCUGUCAUGGAACACCGUAGGCUGAUUUUGCUUUUGCUACUUGUCUGGAGCGCGUAUCAAAAGACGCUAGUCGAUCACGCGUAUGAACGGCUCGCUAGCCAGCGAGUGCAAACUGCGACAUUAAUUAAUACAUUCCGGAGUAGAUGUGCUGCAAACAACAGGCAUUAAACGGCGACAGGCAUUAAUGACUUGUGUGGUGCGUGUCCUGUGUUAGGUGUGGAUGACGUUCACACCAGAAAUGAACCGCUCCAGAGUUCACUUAAUAGCGGUCUGAGACCACCUCUUCAGGCAGACCAGAGUUCGUUUAUUUGGUUCGCACCAGAGUUCGAGGUCAGCGUUCACAUCGACCCAAACGAAUCACACAAAGGGUUCUGUUCAACCGAACUGAACGAGGGUGGUGUGAACGCGCCUUAAAAUUAAUGAUUGGUUCAAUGUUUUGAAUUCAAGACGCUUCACUUUUUUCAAGUGGAAACCUGUUGAUUCAUGAAUCAAAGAUCAAAUAUACACUAUUUUGUUUAAAAAAAUUCAUAUUUCGUGAACUUCAGGCAUCAGAAUCUGACCAUUCUUUGGUAACGGAAAAGAUCAAUUUUAAUACAACAGUUAAAGGUAAUUUCAGAAAGUCCUCAACCGCAGCUGUUCUCUGAGCAACAGCUGAUCAGAUGAUUUCACCGGUCGACCUCCUCACCCUACCUUGUUUUUAUUUUGCACUAAAAUCGAGCUUAUAUCCGAAAAAUGUCCAUUCUGCUGCUCAGGGCUUUCUGUCACCAAGCCCACUUCCUUCCUCUUUUCUAUCCCCUGCAGAUGGCAGCCACAGUGUCCAGUGCCACAGGGACAACGUGUCCCUCAGGGGCUUAAUCCGGUUGCCAGUUUCCUGUCCCCUCCUGCCCCUCUCUGACAUCUCCAAUGAGUCCUUGAAUUACCUCACCGUGCAGUUGUGCUCUUGAAUUUAAAUCAGCGUGUUUAAUUAUAGCUUCGUUUUAAACAGGCUCUUGGACCCAGAGGUACCGUAGGUCGCAGCUCCAAUGAGAUCCCAAAAAUUGUUUCAGGCCUGCCUAUGUUAGGUUGCCAUACUUUCGGGCUAAUUAAGAAUUUAAUUAAGCCUGAGACUAAAUGUUAAAGUUAAGCUCAUGGGAUUAAACUUAAAUAGUUUAACAAGGUAGAAAACGCAUGCAGUGGUUCCCCCUUUAUUUGCGGCUAAAACAUAGAAAGUUGUUUCCUGAUCUUUCAAACUUUUGUCUCCUUGUGACGAGAUAUCAGCCGUCACGAACUCCUUUUACUUUAAACAUUUUCACAGUCAGGUGAAUUUAGCGUCAGGGCUUUGUUGAUAAUGAUUGUGUGUCUUCAUGCUUUCUGCCACAUCUUGUUCAGACACACACACACACACACACACACACACACACUCCUUGAGCUUUCUCUUUUUCCCUCUAGUUGGGAACGCUUCAAGUGGCAGUGCACAUGAAUGGCUUGACAGGCUGCCAUGGUAACUGCAUGGCCAGGACGCAGUCUGGCUGACAGACAUUUCCGACGCAGCCAGGCGUCGCCACAUUGGAGUUGCCAUGACAACUCAGUAAACAGCACGCCCUCCACUCAAACACAGAGAAAUUAGUCAGCUUGUAAUGUUGAGGGUGUGAUAGUUUAAGUAUUCAUCAGAUUAUAUAUAGAGAAAAUGAGACUUAAGAUACUGAAGCGUGUAAUCGUAAAGCUGCUGACUGUUCAUAUACAUGUUCUGUGGGUGUGUGGUCAAUUUGACCAUGUGCGUGUCCCCCUGGAUGCAAUAACAAAGAGUGCAGAGGUCCUCUAAGUAGGUCAGUUGUUGGUGUGACGCUGGGUAGGCUUAUCUGGGCACACAGUGGUCCGGCUCAGUGGACCAGCUCCCUUUGUUCCACUGCAAGGCUCCGCUUGGUGCUCCCAUAGAGGCAGCCAGCAUUACUGCAGACCCGGGGUCAGGUCUUUCCAGCAGCACGGCUCAGGGCCCUGUAUGCUUCUUUACAGAGAUACAGAGGUGAUUACUGGCUGUGGGCUGAAUGGUCCACGUGAAAAUCACUUUUCUUGGCUCAUUUCUAAUGUUGAUUUGGGGGAAAGGGAGAUGUCACCCAAAAAGAAAUGAGCAGUUGAUUUGCUGUAAUUCUAAUGGUGCUGACUUUUUGAAAUAUGACAAAUCAGGUUUUAUUUGCCUCCUCUAUGUAAGAACUGCAGUUAACCAGUUAGUCAAUGAAUAGUACAAUUAUUAUGAAAUCAAAAUUCUGUGGCAAUAUCUGAUGAAAUUUGAUCAUAGCUAACUUGAUAAUAGGCUUAUAGUUUCUGUAGCAACCGAGCUGCCAUUCAAAAACACAGAUGUAUCCAUCACAAGUAUUUAUAAAAGUCUGUGUAAUGAUUCAAAUCAUUUUCCUCUGCACUGGUGUGAUGUUUCCAUGAGCAACUUUCAAUGUUUACCAAUUUUGAUGAGCAAACAGCAAAGAGAAAUAUUUAACAACAUCUACAGGAACAUUCUUAUACUGUAAAUUAUAUUAAAAAUAUAAAUACAUAAAACGCAAGCAGCUCAAUGAAAGAGCACUUAGCUCCUAAUAAUCAGAAUAUUGUAACAUUAGUAUACAUGUGUUCAUUUUUCAGCUCUGAUGCAUCAAAAUAUGUGAAAGGUUCAAAUCCAAACUCAAAUCUGCUGUCAUAUUACUGAAACUGCUAUCAACUAAAACACAAGAUUGGACUUGGACACUCAUUUUUAAGUUAAGCAUUUAUGAAAUUUAUCUUUUUUUGAGUAAAAGUGUAAAAAGAGAAGCACAUGUUUACAUAAAAUGUGCAGUAUUUUUGUAUAGGGAUUAUUAGAUUCAUUUUAACUUAUCUCGUUUAUUGUUUUGAACAGAUAGAAAAAGAAAAUCAAGACCAAAAUCAAGACGUGGUUGACAGUCAUUGUACAAGUUAUCUUACACAAGAGGAGGAGUUUUAGGAGAAGAUGAUCUCCUCCUCUCUCCUCUCUGUGGAAAUGGGACAUGUUCAAUACCAAUCUAAGUGACAGAUGCAAAUGAAAGGCUGAUCUUAUGAUGGCCCACGUGACUGUAAUCAGGUGCAUAUAAGAUGGCACUGUACAGUGUUAGUCUGAUGAAGAGCAGGUUUGUUCAAAUGUUGCUCAACUGGUGAAUUAAACUUCUGGUGUAUUGGUGUCCUGCAGUGUGCAGCCGUUUCCUUCUGUCUGUUCACUGCGGUUAACAUUUAGCCUGACUCAGCACCUGCCCAAAGGUGGUUUGAAUAUUUCGAUGCAUGUUUCAUAAAUUUUUUGACUUCUUCUGUAAAUCUUGUGAUAGAAAAUUUAUCAAAAAAAAAAUCAAAUGACUUAAGCCAUUUCAACUGUUGCAGGAAUGACUGACCAUACUUGGGUGCACUUAGGAGGAUGCAUUAAAGCUCCACUAAGGUACUUUGUUAAUUUUGGCACCUCCUGUAGGCAAAACGGUACCUGUUUGGAUUCUGUCCUGUAAAAUAUAUAUAUAUAUAUAUAUAUAUAUAUAUAUAUAUAUAUAUAUAUAUAUUUAUACUAUUUGUUAAACCUUUUUUUGUAUCAUAACAUUCAUUUCAUAUCAUUCUUGAUAAAUAUGGAGCAGACACAACAAGCCAUGUAUGCCUGUAUUUCCAGAUAUGAACUUUUGGUUUUAAUAACUUGACGUCGGUGUACUUCCACACGUAAAAUACUGCUUCGGAUCAUGCCUAAUAUGCAUGUUUAAUGUGUAAGUUUUGUAUUUCUGAAAGAUAAAACUAGUACUUCAGUUCUGCUUUUCUUUGUGGGAGAAUAGGUUAUACAAAUAUGUAAGCGUGUGUAUCUGUGUUUAAAACCAUGAUUUGUGUUCACCACAUAGUCUGGUCUCAGUUAUUGUGCAAUUUAGAAGGAGCCCGGAAUGUAAAGUGACCUGAAUGCCGGUGAUGUCAGCCCCUCCAUUCAUGAAACAUGAAUAAUUGAAGGAGCAGCAGGCUCAGUGCAACAGCACCAAGCAGAGGUGGAAUUCAAAGUGAAAGCCAUCUCUUUCCUCAUUUGCUCCGUCUCUCACUCCCUCCCUCUCUCUAUCAGCUCACGCAUUCUCCUUCAAUCUCCCUCGAUCUAUUGUGGGUCUGCGGCCGUGAAAUUUACUGAACGAGGAGGCUGCUAAAGAAGAAGAGCCUUGCUCGGAUACUGGCGGAUGCAGUAAUCAGGCAGAAGAUCCGACCACUGGGGGACCAGAGGAAGAAGAAAAUGGAAUGGACGAGCAAAGGUUGCCGGAGAGAACUGCUGCUUUUAAUCUUCAAUUAGACAAAGAAGAAGAGAGACCGAGAGAGUGAUAGGAAGGGAGACAUAGAGACGCUGCCUGAGCUACAGCUUCGGUGUUUUUUCCUUCAUCUGCCAGGAAUACAGCUUUUUUCUUCUCCCUCGGCUGCAUCCGCUGCCUCCUCCUUUUUCCCGACAUCUUCCUGGCAUGGUCACGAACGCGUCCACCCUCCUCCCUUUUAUCCCCCUUCCCUCUCUCGUCUCUCCUUUACCCCCCCUCCUUCCCCUCCCCCUCCCCCAUCCUCUACCAUGCUUCAUCCACAGCUCCUGCUGCGUGAAUGAAGCUGUUUGAAAAGGGCUGAUCGCUGCGGAGCGGCUCUCUACAUGGCUACAACCAGGUUAGUGCUGUAAAUGACAGCCUGCCUACAUGCCUGCAUUCGGGCAGAAUGACAUAGAAGCUGCAUCAUGACAAGUUUCCUUUCUCGGCAAUAUCAACAUGCUCUAUUUAGAGGGAGAAACCAAGGGGGAGGGAGCUGCACCUCCGACCACCAGUGCCUCUUUUAUGGCAGGUGGUGUUAAGGGCAAUGUAAGCUGGUUAUUAGGAGAUCAGAGCUGGCCGGGGAAGAUCAGUGGCCCUAAGCCUGCUAAAGAAAAUCUCCCUGCCUGCCUCUACCAUCUUUUCCCUCUCUCUCUCUCUCUCUCUUGUACUCCUCCUCCAUUCAUCUGGCCAGAAACCUGUCUUCUUCUUCAACUCAGAGAGAAAGGGAAAAGUGCAGCGGACAGUCCUUGAAAUGAUCCGCUGGAUGAACAGCUCAUUACUGGGGGCUUCCUACGAGGAUAUGGUGGUAUUUGAGUGUGUGUCAACGGCCCACGAAGGUUGUCGCUGCCUGGAGGGCUGCUACGGCGAGGUGUUGAGGGACUCUGUCUAUCAGUAUGGGUAUGGCAGGCUUUUAUAUGCGUGUGUGAGGGCGUGUGUUGGUGACAGUGUGCAUGUGCAGGGAAAGGCUGGGUCGGGUGGGGUACGUUGGGUGAGAUUAUGCAAUAUGUCCAUUUGUUGUUUUGGUGACUUUGUAGAAUCUGAUAGAUGUAUGAUGUUGCGAAGUUGAUCAUUCCAGUGAGAUGAGUCUAAAACGUGAUAUAUCCAUGCAGUGCGUGGGCGUGUGCUUUCUGUGUCACACGCAUGCCCAUGUUUAUGUCUGCCUGUGACUACUGUAUGCGCAGUCCUGUGUGGACAUGCGCAGUGGAUGUCAGUGAGCGUGGCCAUCCUCAUGGCUUUUUCAAACCAAGUGGAGCCGAAGAGCCAAAGCCAGAUGGGUAUUUUCCAGGGUCAGCAAAACAGUGAAAACAAGCGAGGCCCUCAGAAAGGCCCGGAACUCUGUUCUAUUGUGUAGCUGAAUGAUUGGACAGCUUGAGCCGGCUGGAUUUAGAGCUUUACAGCUUAUUUAAAGAAAGACUGUAACAAAGUGGUGCAAGCAGCAUGCUUGUUUCUUUUUCCCUUUUUUUUUUUUUUUUUUUCUCUGUGCUUGACCUACUUUGAGUGACUGUCAUGCAGGGAUACCGUCUGAUCACCACCUUAAAGUCAGCUCCUGUCUGUGUGUGUCUGCACAGGACUCUGUAAUGCAGAUGAGCUCUGUGCUUCAGCCUCUGGGACUGAUGCUUCUCGUACAGUAUGCUAAUGAGCAUGAUGUGCUGCACAAAAUAUGAUACUGUUGUGUUUUAAUAAUCCAGUAGGAUAUUAACAUUGCAAAAUACGCUCUGAUUUAAUGUCUUGAUACCAAAGUGGGACGUGCAUUUUCAUGAGAGAUGCACCAAUCCAUUUUUUUCCGAUCCAAUCCGAUACUGAUCCAAUACUGCUGUUGAUUGAAUGAAUGAACUUUAUACCUUGCCCUGUGAGUGAAGGCAUCAGGCUUGACAUUAGCCAAAUUAACACAGAUUUAAAUUUACUCAAUAUUUAUUAACAAAUAAGAAAUUGCACAUUUGGAGUAAGACUUCCUUGUAAACAUUUAGUGCAAAAGAUAGACAGACAUAGAAUAUAGAGUGAAUAGAAUGGCUGUGUUGCUGUGCGUAUCAAUUAAAAGAAAAAAAAAGACUCGAUUGGAACGCUGGAUUGGCGUCAUUCAACAUAUAUCUGAUGCAGAAAGAGAGAGAUGGACAGAGUGGAGAUGAAGUGGAAGCAGCUAGAGAGCAGGCAGGUCUAUGUCAGCAAAAUGUCUGCAGCAGUGAUCUAGAGUAGUGUUUCUCAAGUCCAGUCCUCGAGGCCCACUGUCCUGCACACACCUGAUUCAAAUGAUCAGCUCGUUAUCAAGCUCUGUAAUGGCUUGAUAACGAGCUGAUCAUUUGAAUCAGGUGUGUGCAGGACAGUGGGCCUCGAGGCCUGGACUUGAGAAACACUGAUCUAGAGGAACUUAAGGCAUGAUGGUGCCCAGAGACUCUCAGAAAAGACUUUGUAUUGGUGACUCUAAUGGGACAUGACGAUUCACUGUUUAUGACAUAGACAAGGGAUAAAGAAGGAGAGAAAGGUGCUCAAUGUGCCAGUACUCUGAGAAGUCUAAACCUAUGACAGCACAUCCUAGAGCUGACCUGACCUGAACCAGCUUUAACUACAAGCUAUAUUCAGAGGAAAGUUUUGAGCCUAUUCUUAAGGGUAUAGCGGGUUUCUGUGCCCUGCUACUCCAGAAGAAAGCAACUUGAUAACUGAAAUCACUCAGACCACUUUUAGAGACUUAAGGUGUGAUAAACAGGCCUGCAUAUUGGGACCACAGUAGUCUGGUGGGGUUAGUCAUGACCAUAAAGGAGUCAUUUAAAUUUCUACCCUUAAAUUUAAUAAGGAGCGAGUUUAGAGAAGCUAACACAGGGGAGAUGAGCUCUCUUCUCCUGGUUUUGGUCAGUAUUCAGGCUGCAGCAUUUUGGAUCAGCUGAAGUAUUUGUAUGCAGGAAUUUAACUAUCCAUCAUUAAACUUUAAAAAAAAAACAAAAAAAAACUCAGGCCUCAUGGCCCAUCAUGCACUGUCUGUCACCUCCCCCCCUGCUGUAGUUCCCGCUCAGACAGCAUCUCUAACAGCAGAGCGGCUGAAGUAUAUUUAGUCACUCUCCCUGAAUAUUUAAACUACUCUGCUGUUCCUUGUUGCUAUAGUGAUAUUCAUUCGAAGCUACAGUCCGAUUGAGCGUUAUAGUUGUAUGUUGUAAGUAAUAGAAUAAAUUAUAGUUUAAAGUGGAAGCCUGAAACUUCAGAUUUUUAAAGAACAAGUAUUUUUAAACUUAAAGGACAUUUAACAACUUUCAUUUAAGGAAUCAAAAAUGACCAAUAUGCCAUAUGUUUUUAUUUAAAGACCACAGCUGUCUGUUUUGCUCUCCAUCUGAAGGACUCUUUGUGCUUUUUGUCUUAUUCUCUGUGCAGUUCAGUCCUGAGAUAAUGCACCAACAGGUACUCUUACUUGAUGUGGAGCUCUCUCAGUGUUUUGUUUCAUGAAGCUAUUAAGAACAAAGCAGCUGUGGUAGAAGCUUUUGUUUCGUCCUGUUCAGGCCAGCGCCAGCUGCAUGUUCCCUCCAUCCACACCGCCAUGCUGGUUCAAAGAGCAAACAGUGAACGUGUGAAUGAGUGAUAUUGGGCUUAGUCAUCCAUUUGCUGAUGAUGGAGUCGUGUCCCUAUUGUUUCCUGCGCUGUAUCUGGAGCAGUGAGGUGAUCUGUGAGUUUUUUAUCUGCUAAAAACAACAAGUGGGGGUUCCUGUACCGCAUGAAAUCCUGUCAGUUUCUACAUGGACGGAGAGAGUAAAGUACAAGAGAUGAUCCUGUCGUUAAUGUUCUGUUUUAUGUAACACCGUUUUUUGUGUCUUUUAGUUGUGGCUGUGUUACCCAACCUCGGUUUAAUCAUAAAGUCUAUUGCCCCUCAGACAACCUUUAAAGAACUUUAUAUAAAGCCACUAACUUUAUAUAAUAGUUUAGUUGUCUGAGAGGCACAUUAAUAUUACUUUACUUUAUUUCAGACCUGUUAAAAAUACAUAUAAAAAAGCAACACGGGGACAAUGAAGCAGAGAAAAAGUCACUACAGUCGAAAGUUUCACAGUGAUUGAAACACAAAGAGGCACGUCUUCUUCUGAUGCUUCCAAAACAAAAAGGAGAAGUUGUGUCACUUAGUCAGGGUGAGUAAGUGCCAUAAUGAUUUCAUUUUCUGAAUCAAUUAAAUGACACAUAAUUUCAACAUAAAGCCUCCCAGUGUGGCAUUAAAGGUAGAAAUAUCAUGAGAGACAGAAUCAACCUUGGUAAUUUGAAGAAGGUUUCACUUGCAUCAGUAUCUGCUACUUGAAGCUUUUUCAUGCUAGCUUGAUUGUAAUGAGCUGCCAAAAGUGUAGAAGACUAUGCUCUAAAAAGCUCCUCUUGGACAUUAUCCAUGCAUUUUAAAAAACUUAAAUGCCAGCUUGUAAGCUUGUGCAUACAGUUUUCAGCACUGGCAUUGCAGAUCUCUCAGAAGUUAGUCCUGAUAAUGUGCCACAGAGAAUGUACUUUGUCCUCCACACACAGGUGCGUGAGCAGAAAUAAAGGUAGCUUUUGAUCGUCAUUUGCUUUUGCAAUCAUUUCAACACUCAACUUGACAGCAUUACAAGAACAAGUCCUGAUUAUUUGCUACACAUCAGCACUAGGAUGUGAUUAUUAACUUGGAAAAUUAUUAACUUGGAUUUAACCUACAUGGAUGAAUGGCACUGUCAGAAGAUAAAAGACUUUUAAAUCAUGCAAGAGUUCAAUUUAUGAGGGAGAAUCAAAUGAAAUUUUGAUUUAUUAGUAUUUAGAUAGACUGUUUACAUGGAUAAUAAAUACAUUCUAAAAUUCAGUAAUGACUAAAGAGAACAGCGGUAAAAGAAAGGACAGCAUCCUUCCUAAUAUUGGUCUGUUGCUGUUCAUUUUCAAAGCUGGUAUCCACCCAUUUGUUUUUGAAACCUAAAAAGUAAGAAUAACUUUAUUUAUCCCCGAAGGCAAAUUCAUUUGUCUGUAAUCUCAUUUGUCAUCUCUCAAAAAGUCAUCUACUAUUUAUAGUAGAAUUGUAAGAAUCUUGGAACACCUACUCCAACUUGUGACACUUAAGGCUUUGCCACUGAGAAAUGUUUGUCUUAUUAAAGGCUUGCCCUUUUUUGUUUUAGUAAAUAUACCAAUUGUCAUCAAUGUGCAGAGACUGGUUAUCUGCUUAUCAGCCACCUAAUUACCUCUUCAUCUCUAAUCACCUUUCUUCAACAAAUUCCAAAUCAUAUAAGUAGGCUGCUGGGUAUCAGGAAGUUUGGUCAGUAGUUGAUUCCUCAGGGUGCUGUUGAUGAUGAAUAAAAUCAUGUUUUACAUCCUUCUCUCUCUAAAUAAUAAAAAAGGAUUAUAAAUGUAUAAAAAAGUGCACAACCUGUACCCUUAUUGGCAGUCAAUCUUUGGCUUCUACAAAACAAAUGGGGGUCCCUAUGACUUGGGGAAAAUCAAGUCUUCUCAACCUCUUCCCACAAGGAAAAACGGACAUCAACUUUUGGAUGAACUGUGGGUUUCUAGCUUGGCAGCAGCACAGUAAACUAUGAGGGCAUUUGGAAGCACUACAAGUAUGAGGUAGAAGUGUAACCAUGAUUCAAGAUUUCUAAAAAAACAAUGUCUUAUAGUGGUGCAAAAGACAAAAAUGUACAAUCCAAAGCACCAGUCUUCAUCCACAUCACAUCUUGUAACAGUUUGAAAAUUUCAGUUCUUUCAUACUUAAUCAUGUCAGUCAGGACGAAUCAUUAGCCCAUCCAGAGUACCCAACAUACAGAAUAAUCAAAGUGAUCAUCCCCUGAUCAGUAUUAAUCAGUAUCAGAGGCAUCGUAACACACCAGAUAUGAUGAGCUAUCCCCCCACAUGUGAAGCCUCUGAGUUUUCUUUGCCUUUUAAAUUGACGUGGCUUCUGGUGCAGAGAACUGCAGCUUUCAACAGAGGUUGUCAGCGGUGUCUACUCUGAUUCAGUGCUUUGAGCCACACUGAGGGCCCAAAUGUAACAGUAGAUCAGUAAUUCAUGGCCACUUACAGCAGCCAUUGGUUGGCAGUGACGUAAUGGCUUGCAUAAUGCCAUGUCAAGUAACUGUGCCUGUCGGGCGCACAGCCACACGGAUCACUUACCGAGCCUUUUGUAAGAAGAAGGCUUCUUGCUGUGCCAGUGGUCUGUGUGUGUACGAAGCGAAAAUGAUCGAGUGCUGGAUCAAAGAGGCUACCUUAAAGGCACUGUGUGUACAAUGGGAGGACAGGGACUGCCUGUCUUUGAACAACAGUCCUUCAACUUUGCAUUUGUGCCGUAAGUGGAACAGAAAAUCCCCACGCCACAGUCAACAUGUACUUCAGUUUGAGCUUGUAGUAUGAAGUGUUAUAGUCCUACUUUUAUGACAAGAAUGAUACAUCUAAUGUAUCUCUGUGGUGAUGCAUUAUGGUCAUGUUUUUCACAAGGACCCACCUACUUCUAUGGAACGACUUGAAUCAUUCAAGAGGAAAAAUGGUGUAAUAUUCACUUUUUAUUUGUGAAAGUCCUCAUGUUGUACAUCAUAUAGAACAAACAGCCCAGUAAACAUCAAGUCACAGUGUUUUGGUUGGGUAUUUUUCCAGUCUCUGGUGCUUUUCUUAUUCAAACUGGUGAUGCACUCAAAAGCAAACAUAUUGAUUUCUUUUUGCUGUUUAAGUCCUUCACUAGUGAGAAAAUACUCAGGUUGUGUCUGAUGGUGUCCUGCCAUAUUUUCCCCAGCUGCAGCUACAUUUGUUGAUGUUGUGGUUGUUGUUGUUGUUGUUGUUUUCACAUAUUAGCUUAACUGUUAGUAGCCAGGUUAGCACACAGAGCUUCAAGCCCAUUAAGCCUCUGGUGAUGUAAGUACGAGUAGGAGAGGAUGUUUGCGGAGUGCUGCUGUCCUCACUGAUCUCUGGGCUUAACCCACAUUGUGUUUACAUUGAUAUAUUCAAAGACUAUUUUUGUGGUUCAUGUAAUGCAGUCAUAAAUAAGCAUCCAGGGUUUAACCAUCAAUUUGUCCAAAGAGAUUGUGAAGAUUGUGGGUUACAUUCUCAUCCGACUUUCUUUUUCUGUUUUUAGCACUGCCAGUAACUCAAACAAGAGCACACCUGCCUGCUCGCCAGUUCUGCGUAAACGCUCGCGCUCUCCCACACCACAGAGCCAGGAGGGUGAGAAUAUGGUCGAGAAGGGUUCAGACCACUCCUCUGACAAAUCCCCCUCCACACCUGAGCAGGUUGUCCAGAGAACAUACUCCCUGCAGUCAGCAAGAAGCGGGGGAAAGAACUCAAAGGUGAGUGACCUACUUUUGCCUGUUUGACACUUUUCCCCUCGUACCUGAUGGAUCAAAAUGGAAGUUAGCUUUGUAAUAUGAAAGGAGGAACAAUUACACAAGACUUGAAAACAAAUGUAUUCAGCCCUCAGCACCAAAAGCACAUAAAGUUCUAUUGAGAGUGCUCAACAGUGAAUCGUUUCCUCUGAAAAGAUUUGGUGCUGUGAGGCGCAGUUCCCGGUAGAAGACAAUCAUUGAGCAUGUUGUGGUUCACAAAGCUGUUCUAACAUUUUCACAGAAUUACUGUUGUGGAAAGCUUCACUGUGGGUCACAGUUGUCGAUUUCACACACACUGAUUAUGCUUAGACCAGUCAGGACAAGGCUUGAGUUAUCCUCUAUCGAAUUAUGAAGAAGUAGAUAUUUGAUUUACAAGAAAACAGCUUAAAACUGCACAUUUAAACAUUUUGGAAAUGCUAAGAAAAUUAUAUUUGCAUCAUGUUAGAGUAAAAAAAAAGUUAUUCUGAUGUAUGUUGAUGCUGACACAGAGGGAAAUAACAAGAGCGAGUAUGUAAACAGCUUUAGAUAACAUUGAUGUGUUGUAAAGAGGGAAUAAAUCAGACUGUGGCAGGGUGAUGUUACAAGCUAAGUGUUGAGUUGUGUCUCAUAGCAACUUGACAGGGAACGUAGUAACUUUAUGAUAGUGUAGUGCUGUUUAUAUGGCGACUCUUUCUGUCAUGUGUGCAGCCAUUCAUAAACUGUGACAGUAAAAGCACGUCAGAGCCGGCCCAGAUGGAUUCUUUUUCCUCAGUGUAGUGACGCAGCCUGUAUGACUGUUUAUUGACUUCUGCACACAGAUUUGUUACUGGCAGGCUGCUUCUAUCACUCUACCCCCUUCAGUAGAGAUUGCACCUCCCUCAUCAUCCCAGACUUUGAUUUUUACAUCCCAUACACUCCCCGGUCUUCAACUCUCUCCUUUCUUUUGUUAACUUUACAAGCUUCAACUUAUAAAUGAUGUUAAAGGUGAUCUCAGCUUACUUACUAAGUUUGUCAAAAGGGAAUGACUAAAUCAUGACAUGUGUCCACUAAUGGCAUUUUUGUGUUAGCAGCACCCAAGACCUAGAUAUCACAGAGCCUCAUACUAGUGCUUACUCUGGGUCAGUUAUGGGAAUUGAUUGAUUUAUUGACUUUAUUGAAACAAAUGUCGUAUGAAGUGGAAAUCAUUCAAAUUCUUUAUCAAUUCCAAUGGAUUAUUCUGUGACGGGGGGAAAAAAGCGUACCUGCACAGGUUUUGCUACCUUCACUUCCCUGCUGAGACCGGCAAGUCUGGCUUUCUUCUGGACCUUUACAGUUCAGCUGCUCACAGAUUUAGCCUCUAAGCUAACAACAGAAAUGAUGCUACUUCAGUAAAAUUUGCCAGAAAUCAUCACAGUUAGCUGAUGUUGGGCAAUACGAAAAAAAUAUUGUAUCACGCUGGUGCGCCACGCAUCUUUUGGCUCUCAUGAUAGAGCUUGGCGUGUUUCAUCUUUUCAUUGGUGAAAGAGGUCGCUGAUGUUUCCACCUCCAGCAACAACAGCCACAUGACACUCUUAGUACAGUAUUGUUUUUUGAUAAUUCUUUUUUAAAUCCGAAGAAUCUCCAGACAAUCGAUGUCGCGACUCGCGCCCUUUUUCAGAACAAGUUCUUCCUCCCCUUCCUCAUGUUGGGUGGGUUGGGCUGCCUCUGUUUGCUCGGUACUGCCUCUAAUCUCCGCCAUGACAACCACCAGUGAAGCUGUUUCUUCUUCGUCGAAACUAAGCCAAGCUGUCCGCUGGACACCCUGGUGAUUAUUGGGAAUGCACCCAAACUUGACCAAUCAAACUAAGCGAACAAACUCCGCACGACAUGCUAGUGAACAUAAGGAAACGCACCCAAACGGAUGCGCUCUGGCUUUCCUGUUAGCAAGCGUAGACAACUGCACACUGACUCAGAGAGAUGCUGCAGACAUCUGCUCUCUCUCUCUCUCCGGUAUAAACGAUACAGCAAAAUUUCUACCGGUGGACACUUUUGUACCGUCACACAGUAUAUACCGUAAUACCGCCCAACACUACAGUUAGCCUUUGUUGUUGAGGGACUGGAACUGGACAGUUUGAAAAUAAAGUCCCUGGAUGUUGCUUAAUUAACAGAAAACUGUCAGUCUCACACAGCAAGUGGAUUUUGGUAGCAAGUGAAUUUAAGCUACACACAAUAGUGGUUUGGACCACUCCUGCCAUCUGACCGGCAUGAUUACCUCUCUAACUCUUCAACUCUUUGGUUGUCAUUCAAACUGACAGUUUUUUGCAAUGUGCCACAUUACUGUCUUGCAAGUGAUUAAGUGGCAGGCAUCGACAAAGAAACCCUUUAGCAUACAAACAAAUGAUGUCAAUGGCUCAAACUCAUAGGAACCAGUUCUCAUCUGGAACAGGUUCUCAGUUGCCAUCCCUAGUCCCAUGGCGCUCUGGCUUGCCUUGUCGUGACUGUCAAAUGUGUUUUAAAUACUUAUGCUUCACUUCGCUCAUAUUCGAUAGAACUUCACAAGAAAAAUGGAAAAACAAUCAACAAAAAUUGUGUGAUAGGAGUUUCAGCUCUAGAUCUGGAAAUCGUGGUUACAAUUACAAAUACUACAAGGCCUAAGCACCUCAUGUAUAGAGGCUAUGAUCUCUGUGGCAGCGGUUGGCUAAGUUCUCCACCCUUUGCUUCAUAUCUUUUCCUACCCUCUACUCCGCAUGUUUUCUGUCUCUCUUGAGCUGCCUUAUCUAAUAAUGGCAAAAAUGCUUAGAAAUUUAUCCCUGAAAGAAAGACGUUUGAUUGGCCAGUGAAGUAGAAGUGACAUCAAAGGUUGGAUAGUGUCCUUAAAGUCGAACUAUUUUCAACCAAGUGUGCUGUAAACCAAGGAUGUAUUGGUCUCAGUUGUUUGGUUUUACUGUGAAGCUGCAGACCGUUUCCCACCUGGUGGAUAAAUAAGGUUCAUUCGUUCUAAAAUGACAUUGUUUUUGACAAUAAAGUUAAUGCUGCUAGCAUAAAAAAUGCCAAAAGUGGACACACGCCCUAAGAAAUAAAAUUAAAAAAAAUGCUUCAAAAGAUAGAACAGCUACUUGGUGUGAGGGUUUGUGGACGCAAGAGUCAGCGUCAUUUUAUUUUAGACACUUUAACUUUAACCCCUGUACGAUGGGUACAUCCAAAUCCCAAAUGUCACAACACUUCGCACACAGACAUUUGCCAACAUUGUAAAGAUAGUGGGUAGCUUGUUUUUUUUCGUAGCAACAUUUAUUCCAAGGUGUUUUCAUAAACAAUGAAUUGAUUAGUUUGUAAUGUUUUCACCUACUUGUUAUAGACUUCAUGUCAUGAUUUAGUGAUGUACUAGUGAAGGGUUGACAAAGUUAUAGUUGUUGGUUGCAAAUAGUGAUUAUGGUAAUAAUAGGAUAUUUUUUAAACCCAGUUGUUUUGCUGAAGUUUAGCCUGCUUAAAGUGUGUUUCUUUAACUAUUUGACUUAGGAGUGUGUCUUUUCAUGACUGAUUUAAACCAGCAAAAAAAAAACAAAUGGAGCACAAUAGACUUUAAAAUGAAAUACUUCCCUUGUUUGGCAGGUUGUUGAAUUUUUUGCAGUUGAUGGAUCUGCUUUAGCGCUUCCUUCUUACAGAAACAGCUGUGCAUGCAGAACUUGGUAGAUAGGAAAGCGCAGGGAUAAUGCUGUUAUAUAUCACACUUUUGUUGAAUAAUGCAUAGACGUGGAUAGAAAAGGAUGAAAACACAACAGUUCCUCUGUUGUUGCGGUCCCUGCUGUCAUCUGCAUCUCUUCUUUACAAAUGAACUUGGUGAUGAACUAAUCUGUCAGCUUAUUUCACACAAAAUGAGCAUGUGGCUCUAAUGUUUUGAAUGCUCAGCACUUCGACGGGCUUCCAAAAUGUUAGAAAUAAGCCAUGUCACUAAAAUUUUCAUUUACCAACUCAUUCUGUUCUCAUCCGUCUGACAUCAUCUGCGUUUUUUUUUAUUUUAAUUUCACAGUUUUUUGUCUCCACAACAAAGUGUGCACGCCUUUUCUCUCCGCUGCUGCUGCUACAUGCCAUGUGAUAAUGUGUGCCAUCUGAUAAUGACUGUUUCCGCUCUUCUGUUUGUACUUUCAGCUGUUUCUUCUGGCAGUUGAUUUCUUUUUUCUUUUCAUUUUCUCUCUGAUUUUUCUUUGUUCUUCUCCUGAUUGCAUGCUAGUCUCACAAGCGACUAUCCAAAGUAAGCAUUACUCUUUUUUCUGUUCUUCAAAUAUUUCUGUGCCCACCUCCCCUCUGCCCCACCUCCUGUCUUGUGAGCCGCUCUGUGGAAAUGUCCGAACCCUGUUUGCAAUGCUACACCCGAAACCCUACAGCUUGAUCCUGUGCACACUGCAAUCGCAACGAGCCCCAUCUGCACCCUCGGUCACAGCAGAUGGACAUUUCUUAAAACAGACAACCCCACCCAGCCACACUCGCUCCCUUCCCUCCUUCACUCUCUCCUUUCCUCUCCUUCCCUCUCCUCUCCUGGUGAUAUGCAAUGUAGCAAAUUCCUCAUUUUCUUAUAGCCUGUAAAAUGAAAUCUAAAACCAGAGAAAAAGUAAACCAAAAAAUGCAAAAUCGAGUAUAUUUUGUGUAAUUUCGCAAGAUUUAAAAUGAAUGUAUGCAUCUUAUUUUAUACCUCUUUCCCUCUGCUCUGGCCCGUGUCCCACCCCUCUCUUUAAAGACAUCCCGUUGUUACAUUUCAGUAAUGAGAGCUUUAUAUCUGUCACGCUGCGCAACUGCCUGGUUGCAAAGGGAUAAACUCUUAAAAAUCCUGCCAGCAUCUCAAGCCCAGAGCUGCAGGACCAGAUCAUUAUUUUAGCAGCGCCUCUGUUGCCACAUGAAAGGAUCCCCUUGCUCUUGUUUUCUCGCACCACAUGCCCAAAAUGCCCCUCCUCUUUCUGUUAAUUUACUGCAGGCAAGUGUCACAUUUUAGCGCAUCGUUCAUAUUGUCACUCCAUCCAUCCAAUUUGCUUUGUGUCGGUCCUCAUUCCACUUUUUUCUUUCUUUUAUUUCACUCAUUAAAUUAAGAGUAAGCUUUCCCAACAGUCAGUCCGUAGGCUCUCGUUUUGCAGACCCCAGUAAAGGUGGGACAGUCAUAUAUAGCGAGGAAGUAAAUAGAAGGUCGCUGUGGUUAGAAGCCUCAUGAUGAUCUGUUUGCCACUCUGCAGUAUGCAAAACCUAUUUCACAUACGCUCACACACACACACAUGCACGCAUCAAUUGAUUACAUCACUUUUCAUUUCUGUGCCACACUCAAAGCCCCCACCCCCCACCCCUGCCCUGUUGCAAUCCCCCCACGUGAGCCUCCGCAGUCAGCAGCGGUCACAUGACCCCAGACAUGGCGUGAGGUCCUUCCCACAACGUGAGCUUGAUCACCCUUGCCCUAAUGCAAUCCAAAUAAAAGAGGGCAUUCAGCAAAAGAGGUGUCAUCAUGCCUCCCUGCAGGAAGGGCUGUAUGAAAAUGACAGUCAGACUUAUGCAUCAUGUAACAUACAAGCGAUCAUAAAUCCAGAGUCUGAAUAAGCAGCUCGUUAUUGUCGACCAACAGAAGACCUCUGGAGCUAUGUCACUGCUCUGACAGUUUUUCCUCAGACUUCAUAAUGAGUCACAGACUCAGCAGACCGCUGUUUCUCCUCUCUCAUUUUCUUUGUGUUCAUGUUGCAUACUGCUUUGGUUAACAUUUUGUUUUCUCUUUAAUUUUCUUUCAGUAUGACAGACUAAACCUGAUUAAAGUAAGCAUUUCUUCUUGUUUUCAUUUGACCCAUUGACAAUCCCCGCUGGCCCUUAUUAAUCCCCCGGCCCUCCACUUCCUCUGUAGACGUGGGAUUGUAGGAUCCCUUCGUGACAGUUUCAGACCCUUGUGUUUUUUCCCAAGCUUUCCAUCCCCUCAAUUAAUGUGGAAGGACCCUGAUUGUGAACUAUGAAAGGAAUGUCUUAUAACAUACUGUAAUUAUUAUUGUAUAGCAUCUGUUUCAUGUAAAAGUUAGUUGUUAUCUGAAAAUCCAGACAUUUUAAAAUGGAAGAGACUGAUCAUUCUGAUCUCCUAAUAGUUUGCAGAGACAAAUCAGGUUGGUGGGAUUUGAACUAGGGGUGUCCCGAUACGAUAUUGAUGUCAGAUAUCGGCCAAUAUCAACAAAAUAUCAAAUAUCAGAUUAUAUCGGCCUGUAUCUAGAAUUUCCUACAUCAGCACUUCGAUACAAGCAGUCCAUUCCAAACUCCGCUCCAGCACCUCUAUCUAGCAGCACCCGGAUCCAGCAUGUAGAGCCCAUGUGAUCACAACAACAGUGUGUACCAAGUUACUAACAAAGUAGCAAGGAGUAGGAGUGAUGUCGGCAAUGUGGCACUAAAAAGACAUUGCAGCUGAGUACAAAACUUAUCAUACACAUGUUUGCGCUAAUAUCGGAUCAAUAUUGGUAUCGGACAAUACUGAAGGCUAUAAUAUCAGUAUCGUAUCGGAGGUAAAAAAAGUUGUAUCGGGACACCCCUUAUUUAAACCACUUCCUGUAUUCUUGACUCUCCAGAUGAAUAUUUUCUUCAACUCUUUUGAUUCAAUUGUGAUGACAAGACAGCUUCAGUAUUAUCGGUGCUGAUAAUGAUCAUUAAAAUAAUCGAUUUAUUGGCAGGAAAGUAAACUUUUUAAAACUUUUUCAAAGCACCUCUUUACAAGACAGUCUCUCUCUCUCUGUCCUGUUAUUACUAGUCAUGUGCAGCCACACAAAGUCAAGCACAAUAGCGCUGCACACCUUAUCCAGACAGUGGCCUCAGAGUAAUUCCUCUCUCGUGUCUCUGUCACCUUCAAAUCAGAUUAGCCCACAUUAGCUUAGCUUUCGUCACAGCUAGGCCUCAGCCUCGCCACUGCAGCUCAUCGCCCGCUUUCAUCAUGCAGACGACGAUAACCACCAAACCCUGUCAGGCACAGAGAAAAUACUGGAAACACGACGAGGUGUUUAGGGUUUUUAAAGACGACGGGUUCAGUGAACUCAGCUACAAUAAUGCUCUUCAUCUUUAGGUUUAAUAUGAUUUGAUAUAGAAUUAUCUGACAAGGGCUUAUCAACAGGCCCAACCAAUCAUCUUGAUAAGUUUUCAAAAGUAAAGUACAACAGAGUUUCUCAUUUUUUGAAUUUGGUACCUUUGCUUAUGGCGCUACUGGAAUCAGACACUGGAUAUCACCCCUCACCCCUCUAUGUCUUCUCCUCCCUCUGACUUUCUUCUUCCUUCUAAACCCUCUGAAUGAUCACCUGCAUGUUUCUCCUCUGGGACUUUCGCUCUAAGACUGUUAGAGUGGAAAGUGUGGGGUUUUUUUGUGGCUGGGAAAUGUCUGAUGUCAUGGUUAAGGAUUUAAGAUAUCACUCUGCUGCCCUCUGCUGUUACAAAACCCCAAAGCCAACAAUAUAAGAAGCGGUUUUAAACCCAGCCUGAAAUAUGAGCGUUAACAAGAAAAUGUUGAUUUAUUUAAUAUGGUUUGGACCAUUAAACCAUAUCUUCACAUGUAUGUUCCUUCUCAGGAAGUAGGUUUUUUAUAUAUAUAUAUAUAUUAUGAAAUAUGGAAAAAAAAAUUCUCAACUCAAAAUUCUUAUCUUGAAUAUGUUCACAUUCAUGCUGCAGCUUUUUAUUAAACUUUUGGACGAACAGUAAGAUUAAAAGACAUACUGUUGGGUAUGUGUGGAAGAAAAACACAGACACAAAUGUCUUGUCCAUAAAGGAAAUGUUUUGACAUGACAUAUGAUUUAUGUAGCAUUCAAAUGAAAGGACUACAGGCCAUUUUUAUGUCCAUUUGUCUGUAAAUGUUGAGAUAAGAAAAUUGAUGAGAAUUUAAUGCUGCCUUUGUGUCAGCAGUGAAGGUCCUCACUGUUAAAUGACCACACAGUGCCUAGCUUUAAAAAAAAAAAAGUGUUCACAGUUUCAAUAAUUACCUGCAGUUUAUGAUAUAAUGCGCAGUAAGAACUUACCACACCCUCUGUGUGUCUAUAUAAGCCCACAAACCUGCUGCAUCUUCUCAAAGUUUCUCUGAGUGAUUAAUAUCCUCUUUUUCUCUUUCUCUUUCCACAGAAGAGCCAAAGCUGGUACAAUGUAAGUCAUGUCUUUAUUUUUUAUUCCAGUUUUCAACAUAUGUGAUUUUUCAGGUGUGCUUUUGCGACUUCAUGUAAAGUCAUAGACUUCUUUAAGUCCCUUGGAGUUGAUCUAGUGUCAGGUGCUGCUUACGUGACCAAAAGGUUGUUGUCCUUGACCCUGUUUACUGGAGCACCAGUUCACUUGUGUGGGUCACUGGUCCUCCAGGCAGGGAUUAACAUGGGUUUAAUGGAGCAACGGGUAGACCUUUGUAAUUCAAGAGAGCAAGGUGACUGAAAAAUGAGAGUCUAGCAACAUUUAUUAUGUAACAUCAACACUCCUGAGCAGAUCAUCCUGUCAUCAAAACUAAGUAUUGCAGUUUUCUGUUUGGCCACAAGAUGGUGUGCUAGCUCUGUUUUUGUUCCCAUCAUAAUUCCUUUAGACGUGGGCAGUAACCAGUAACAACAACUUAAUAUUUUAUUAAAACCUUCUUUAAAGAAUCAAAAAAAGGGUGCCUGCUGUGUUUAUUAAGCCCAUGGCAGUGUUGGACUUAACACCAUUCAGUGUCGAACCCUAGUAUCUCCAGAUGUGUGUUUAUUGGACUUUUUCCCAUUUUGUGUUGUUUUAUUUCUUUUGUUUUAUUCCCUGUGUGUACAUUCUUCCCCCUCUCUCCCCAGCAUGAAAGACAACACAUCCUGAGAGUAAGCAUGACUUGUAUUAUUGUGCAACCCCAGGGUAUUUUUCUGUCUCUCUCGCUCUGUACUUAAGUUCUCAGACCACUCGAAUGAUAAUAAACCUCCUGCCUGUUUCUCAUUCCAUUGACUUCAGUCAGUGCUGUUACCACCUAAUGGCAAAGCUAAACUUUAGAGGGAAAAACACUCACUUAUUAUUCUAAAAUAUGUCAAACUUAAGUUUUCUUUAAUUUUCUGUAAUAUUUCAAUUUCAUCCACAUUAUUAUUGAUAUUAAAGUUGUGUAUAAUCUGUCAGUCACGUUGUUGUAGCUAAAGUAUGGUAACAAUUUCAACCUCUAAUUUUGGCUCACAGCAGGUGGUAACAAGCUGUUACUCACUGAGUUUCUCACCUCACUAAACAGAUCAACAAACCGUCAUAAGGGCCGCUGGACGAGCCUUGAAUUCCUUUGAACAACAGGAGUAUGGAGCAUGCUGCUUGAAGUCGUGGCAUGUUACCCUGCAGCCUGACUCUAUUUUUGUGUCCUUGUUCCUAAUAAUUAUGGAAACUCUGACUUAAAGGAGCUUGGGUUCAGGUAUUCAUGUUAGUAAGAUAGAAAAGAGGCUUGGUCCAAAUAGUCCUGACAGCUUUUUUUUUUUUUUAACACUAAUGCUUUGAAGUAUUACUAUAUAAACAACUCAUAUUCCUUCUACUGACCCUUUAUCAAGAUCUGAGUGUCACAAGAUAUAACUUCUAACAAAUGUACAUGUCUAACAUGGAAAUUUCCUGUCUGAGUGUAGAGUGUACUGUCAGAUACAAUAUGUAAAAUCUCAUCAAAAGAAAUUCCUGCAAAUCAAAUCUCAAUUUAUUGCCUAACAUGAAAUGCAGAAGAAAUUUUUUAAAGCAUAAAAACAGUGAGCUGCAUUGAAGACACAAUAUUUGCCCCGAUAGUUAGCCAUGUCUGAUAAUCAGUCUACCCUGAAUAGACACAUCAAAAGCCCAAAAGAUAUGUUAGUAGUAAUGUGGCUGAAAAUAAUUGUAAAAGUAGGGUGACCAUAUUCUGAAUCCCCGAAAAGAGGACAUGACUACACAGGGGCGGAGUCACGGAGUCGUGCGUUGUUAAUUUUUAGUGUUUUUCAGGUUGGAUUGAGUGUUUUUAUGCGCUUCUAACUUACUAAGUCCAUGCAACACAAACUCAAAACUUCCAUACAAAACCCCAAACAUUUAUGCGAUUUUAUAAACUCCCUCAGACAAAGCAGGACAAAGCCAGACAGCCCCCCCAAAAAGAGGACAUGUACAGUUAAAGAGGACGUAUGGUUACCCUAGUAGAAGUUAUUUGAGAAUUGGAUGUAAUGUGGUACAUUCAGAAACUCAAUCAACAGAAAUUAAUAAGUUAAAUGUAUCCAAAAGCUACUUGAACAAUUUUAGAGUGUAGUUGGUUGUGCACCUCUACACGGCAAUGAUGACCUCCCAUGGCACUGAACCCACAAUGAUUGACAAAUCGAUCCGUCCUGAUAUGAGUUCUGAGCCUGUUCAGAGAUGUGCACACUGCCCGGUGGCCAUCUUCCUUCAGCGCCUUUUCGUUCGCUUUGCAUCUACACAAUUCGCCGCAAUGUCUCUGUGGCAACUAAAACCGCACGCUCAUGUAAAGUUAGCCGCGAAAGGAAAAAUGCAAACCAUGUUCCUCUACCCUGCGAUCGAUGCGCACGUUAGACAUAAAUGAUGGGAUUGUUUCUAACAGGAUGGACACACACCUCUAUCACUCAUCCCCACCCUCUUAAAAACACAUAAACCCCACCCUGGAUUACUGUACCAGUUCAUCCCAUCCCCUAUUGUUUGUCAAGCGGGUUAAUAAUCAACUAGAUCCAUAAACACAGCGUAUCAGCAGUCCCACCUCAUUCCUUCUAUCAGACUGUCACCUGAGCGCUGGACGCCGCAUCUCUCACAAUGACCUCUUUCUUUGCUUGGUAUGUUGGAGAAAGUGAAGCGAAUGAGCAAGAAAUAAAAGUCUACUCUCCGCUCUUGGAGCCUUGGAGUCCCGUCUGUUUUUCCCCUCUUCACAUUGUUUCUCUAAAGUCUUGUUAAAGUGGAGAUUGGGAAAUAACAGCAGAGGAAAUUGCUGAGUUCCGGUGUACUGAUGUGGACCACACAUGAGCUUUAGCCACGCUGGUUUUAUUUCUGCUGUGUUUUGAAUUGUGGACAUGCACCACUAUAUCCACCUUCUUGACUGCCGACAUAUUUUUAGUUGAGAAUAGUAGGAGGGAAUGUACACGGUUGUUUUUAUAGGGCCGCUAAACUAGCAGCUGUAACAGUGGGCGAUCAAGUAUCAGUGCUGCGUGAAUGACCGUGCCUUUUUUGUGUUUUUGCACUUAUACUUUGGAUUUCAGCAGCUGGUCAUUCAUCAAAAGAACAAUACGAGAUCAACAGACGAAGAAAUAUUUGCGUCGGAUUGUUGGUCAAGCUGCUUAACUCUUUAACCUGAGCUCUGGACUGCAGCCCCAUGCAGACCCCGUCAAGAUUGAUGGUGUUGUUUUGCAGGCAGAGGUAACUGGAGGUUAUGCUCACAUCUGUUCUCUGUAACUCAAUCACUCAGUCAGACAGCAAGACGGACUCAACACACACUUCAUCAGCCUGGAACACAUUGGUGGAUACUCUUCUAUUUGCCUCGGGUUUUCAUCCGUCUCACUGUAUCUCCUUUCAUCCCAGUGUUAUCUUUUGUUUGCAUUAGUCAGCCUCUCCACAAAGUAAACUUGCCUCAUUCUUUGCUAGUCGUAAACUUGGUAAUUGCAAAGCACUCAGGCCUUGACAGCACUGCACACACACACACAUACACACACACACACACGCUUACGAGGAGGCGUAAGCAGAAAAAAAGGAAAAAGCUACUGGCAUGAUAAUAAAGGACUUGUUGGCUGGGGUUACUAGAGGGCAACGGCCGUAACUCCUCUCCCUGUGUGUGAAAGGAAGAGAGAGAGCCAGAGAACGACAGAGCAAGACGAGGAUCAUGUGGCUGGAGGGUGCCGUGUCCACCACUUAGCACUGAACUGGGAAUCAGGGGGCGGGUGCUGCAGCUUCCAAAACCACUGGAUUCACAAGCUCUGAAUACUCUUGUUUUCCAAAAACCCACUGUGACUGACAAGUCCUCCAGCGCCACAGCAGCCCGUUCGGGGGGCUUGUUUUGGAAAAAUCGGCCACAGCACAGGCAACCGAAAAGGAUCUGGCGCCCGUGAGUAUGGAACCGUUUGAGGAUUGUACGAUGGCAGACUGGGAGGCCGUGUUGGAGCUGGAUGAGGCGUUGGCAGGGUGGCUUCUGCAGGGACCAGCAAGAGGGGAGUGGGGUUGGGAGUGGGGCUGGGCUGCUUCGGACCUACAGGACCCAGAGUGGGACACAGAGGAGAUUCCUGCUGUAAGUUGACCUCCAUCAAACUGAAAACCAUCAGAAGAGGAAUGAGCAAAAUGAUGUGGAGAAAAAGAAAAAGAAAUAUCGUAGUCUAGGUUGUUAAUUUUUAUUCUUUUUGGAGAGUAAACUCAGAAAGAGUGGACGGGGGAAAAAUGGUGUAUCAAGCUGCUGGGGUACUUCCCCACUACCAAAGAAAACAACUGGUAUGAGUAUGAGUCAUAGCUGUUUGAAUUCUGGCUGAGCUCAUGGAGACCUGAUGUUUGGACUGUGAGUCGGGUUACUGUGAGAGGGAGAGGUGUGUAGCGGUCAUGGAUGAAGCUUCCAGAAAGAAACAUCUUGAGCAUCUGCGGUUAGUUUAUUCCACAUAACUAGUGAGGUUUCCCUACAGAACUUUUUCACUCUUCACAAAACUUUGAAGCCAAGUUUAACCAGAAUCAUUUACCUCUGCAUUGUAUUUCUGUAUCCUCAACUUUGUUUGUUUUACAGGGGGUACAUUUCAUGGUUUUUGACGCAAACAAGCCGUUCUUUUCCCACCAGCCCUGACCUAAAUAUUUUUUUUUUCCCUUUUGUCUCAGUCUACCUCUUGUUACAGUAUUGGCAGCUAUUGUUUCCUGAAGCUUUCCUGUUGAAGGAAAGCAUCUGGCACAGACAGUGAGAGCUCUCACUUUGGCACACAUGCAGAGAUUUUAUACAUCAGAGGGUUUCUCUCAGCUAAUAAUCGAGUCUGCCGAAGCCAAAAUGAAGAAAAGUGUGAUUAUGCUGAAUAGGAUAUCACUCUCAGGCCAGAGAGAAAGCAUUCAUUAAACCCUGAACUUCUGGUUUUUGUUUGCACUUUAGGUUUCAUCAGCAGCUCUUCUGGCUCUUCUCACUUUAACAAAAGCCUCAUUGUGUGACACAUGUUGCUCUGUUAGACAAAUCUGAGAAUGUGACUCAUAUUAUAGUGCUCAUAAUAACAGCAGCAUGAUAAGUAAAUGACCUGCAGCGGGCUGAUGUCUUGGAAUUGCGCUUUGAGUAUCAUUAAUAAAGCAGCCUUUAAAAAAAACAAACUCCACAUACCUCUGCUUGCCAUUCGCUACACCUUCAUUUUUUAAGAGCCUGUCAAAAUCACCCACAGAGCAGAAGCCGAUGUGUAAUUCCGAGCUAACCAUCCAUCCUAAUCGAACCUGUGGGCGGUUUUAACAUGGUUAACCCACACGCUCACGGAAACAAAUAACAUGCACUGCUCCAGAGAGUCGGCACUUGUGAGUGAGAGCAGACGAGAGAGCAUGAAAAGCGUGCGUUUUUGGACAUGUGCACGUGUGUGGUAGUGUUUAUAAAUUUGCCUGUCGCUGCAGGUGCUGAGCCCGACGUACAAGCAGCGCAAUGAGGACUUCAGGAAACUCUUCAAGCAGCUCCCUGACACAGAGAGACUCAUUGUGGGUGAGUGGGCAACAUAGACAAACAGAGGCUAACUGAGGACUGGCUGGGUGAAGCUAAGCUAAGCUACCAUACACCUUCUGUUGCUUGAUUUAGAGGUACUUUUAACCUGAAAAUGAACUUUCCCAGCUGUCAUAGCUCCUUCCUGCACUCUGCCAUCAAUACACGGUGUCACAAGUUAAACAGAUUUGUUGAUGCAUAAUUCUCCCAGCUCUGGAAUGAAUACUGUCUCUGUCUAAAAUGCCCUGAAGAAUAAAUUUUGAGGGUAAAAACCAAGCUCGGAGUCUGAAUUUGACUUUGUUUUGGCUUGUUGACGUGGAGUUGACCACUAAUGAGUGUGACACAAACAGGACUGGAGUGUGCUGCAGUGAAGUUUAUUUGUAGCAACGCUCUUAAAAAUGCCUGUUAGCAUAGAUUGGAUCAUUGGAUAAUAGCAUGUUCCCAUGUGUGACCUUUUGAUGCACACACUUCAGUAAGCAGUUGUGUAUCUGUGGGAGAAGGUUUCUGUGUGGCAGCGUUACACACAACACUAAACACUUUUUCUCUGAUCAUGUCUUAUCCUCUUGUUCCAGACUACUCCUGUGCGCUUCAACGGGACAUCCUACUGCAGGGACGACUCUACCUCUCUGAGAACUGGAUCUGUUUCUAUAGCAACAUCUUCCGUUGGGAAACCCUGGUGUGCAAUUUGACACUCAGUACCUCUUUUUUUUCAAGCUGGUUGAGGUUAUAAUGUAGUUUUAUUCGUAAUAAUUGCGUGCGUUUGUUUUUGUGUGUGUGUGUACAGCUGACAGUGCGGCUAAAGGACAUCUGCUCCAUGACGAAAGAGAAGACAGCCCGCCUCAUUCCCAAUGCCAUCCAGGUCUCUACAGACACUGAGAAGGUAAGGACUUAGACUGUAGCUUUAACUCACACAGAGAAGUCACUAAUAUUGUUAUACCUACAACCAGAGAGGGAAUAUCUUUAAGACUUAAUCAUCUCCGUCUAAAGAGGCAGUUAGAGAGCCUUGUGGUACAUCGUCUGGUUGGAAAGAGAUUGAUGAAUUCAUCUUUAUGACCAACAGGGGGAGCAUUUUCCUGUUACAAAUUGGUGACCGGAGAAUAGUUGGCUUGAAAUGAAUGCUGCAUCAUGACUGCAAAAAAUAUGUCACUGCAAAUUAUAAUAAUCCCACAUGGACAACCCUUUGAAAACUCUCUUUAAAAACGGCUCUGUGAGGGUCGUGUCGUUUAAUUUCAGUGCCAACAAGACGUGGACUUAAUCACCUCAUAUUUCUUGCAGCACUUUUUCACCUCAUUUGGAGCCAGGGACAGGACCUACAUGAUGAUGUUCAGACUGUGGCAGAAUGCACUCCUGGACAAGGUGAGCAAAUCGGCCUUAAGUUCCCUCUUAUUUGAUAAGUUAAACUGCAUCACUUUGUAGUUUUCUGAUCUCUCUCUCUCUGAUUGGUCGAUGCAUCCUGCAGCCCCUGUGCCCAAAAGAACUGUGGCACUUUGUUCACCAGUGCUACGGCAAUGAGCUCGGCCUAACAAGUGACGACGAGGAUUAUGUUCCGCCUGAUGAUGACUUCAACACCAUGGGGUAGGUCUUUUUAUACACCAGAAUCAGUUACUAUGGUUACUCUUGAAAACAAAUCUCAGUUCACUUAUUCAUACCCAGUUAGUAAGGUCAUUUGAGAGUUUAGUAAAAGCAGCAUUUCAUGCAAAUUUCGGUUUCACCUACUAGCCAAGCUGAAUAAUACGAGGGUGAGCAUACGUCCUCUUUUACCCAGACAUGUCCUCUUCUUGGGGGGUUAUCCAGGCUGUCUGGCUUUGUCCGGGAAGUUUAUAUAAUCCGUCAAAUGUCUGCGGUUGUGCUCGGAAUUUUCGAGUUUGUGUCACGUGGACUUACUGAGUUAGAAGCACGUAAAAGACACUUGAUCCGACACGAAAAACUCAAAAUUAGUUUUGUGUGAAAUUAACCUCCAUGACUCUGCCCCCGUGUAGGUGUCUCUUCUUUUUGGGGAGUAAGAAUGUCGUUACCCUAAAUAAUACCAAUUCAAAAAGUGAGAAGAACUCAAAUGUUACUCUUCUGUGGCUCUGUCAGGUUUAGUGAAGAGAUUCCCAAUGAAGAGAACGAGAUCAACAAUGACAACUUGUCGAAGGGCAGCGCUGAGGCCAAACCUGAAGGGAGCCCACCACUGUUACACAAGAAGGUCAUCCCAAACAGCACCAUGCCCAGCCCAGGAAACCAGGACCCGCCCAUCACAGUAAGUGCACUGAGUAUCAAUGCCGCGUUCCAGUUGUACUUGAAAGUCGGGAAUUCUCGCGCUCCAAGUCGGAAAUUCAUCUGGAACACCCCCCGAAGUUGGAUUUCCGACUCAGAAAGUCAGACAAUCUUCACCAACCCUGACUUGACAACAAUGACUUGGCAGCGCAGUGCAUCAACAGUAAAGAGUAACAGUAAAAGCUCUUGUAAUGUAUUUAUUAGCACUUCUGUUUUGUUUUUGUGAAUUUAAAUAAGUGGUAUGUGUUGUACUGCCAAACGUCUAACUUUGAACACGGUGCUAUGGUGUUUGUAAGAGUAAAAUACUGUGUUAUGCGUUGUUUACAACUGGUAUAGCCAACAACAACCAACAACGGCUAACAGUAGACGUCCAUCUUGGUAUUCCGACUUGUUUACUGGAACGCCAUCAACUCAGGUGUAAUGUCAUUCCCAGCUCCGACUUCUGAGGUAACUGGAACGCAGCUUAAAAUCUAGACCAGAUCAAGUGCAACACCUCUGCAGGUCAGCAGAAAUAGACCUUUCAUUAUCAAGAAGUCACAAUGUUUUUCGUUUUCUCCGUAGUUUGGCCUCCCAUCAGAAGAGUACGCUGACUGCCUACCAGAUGGUGAGCUGCUUGCUGUGCCGCUGGUUGUGGAAGAGAAGAACAAUGACACAAGUGGACCUGGUGGUCCUGUACCCUCUCCUUCUCUGGACUUCAAUGACAACGAAGACCUCCCAACAGAGCUCAGUGACUCCUCUGAAACACAUGAUGAGGGUAACUCCACAGAGCAGAUUUCAUAUUAAACACAAUCUAGUUGACAUAGUUCUACUUUUUUUAGCCCAUUAACCCAAGAUCUGAUUCGUCAUCUGUGCAUCCUCUCAUCAUGCAGGUGAGGUACAGGCCUUCCAUGAGGAUUUGAACGGCAGGCAGCACAUCAACGAGGUCUACAAGUUUAGUGUGGACAAGCUGUAUGACAUCCUCUUCACAGAGUCGCAGUUCAUGAGUGACUUCAUGGAACAAAGACGGUUCACCGGUGAGUUUAUAAAGAUGGUAAACUGAAUAUAAAAAGGUCGUCUGUUGGCUUUAUUAUUUCAAUCAUGAUUCUCAACUUCAUUAUUUUGCUCUUCAGAUGUGGUGUACCACCCGUGGAAGAAGGAAGACGCAGGAAACCAGACCAGAGAGAUCCUGUACACCAUCUCGCUUUCCAACCCCCUGGCUCCAAAAACCGCCACAGUCACUGAGACACAAGUACAGUGAAACCCCACACACCAGAAGCAUUUCUCAUUAUCUUUGUUUCUGUAAGGUUUGAGAAAGCUUUACUAAAAUGUUUUCCGUCUUUCCCCAGACUUUAUACAAAGCCAGUCAGGAGAGUGAGUGCUACAUCAUCGACGCUGAGGUUAUCACACAUGAUGUUCCCUACCACGACUACUUCUACACUCUCAACCGCUACAUGCUCACCAGGGUGGCAAAAAACAAGUGUCGGUUACGGUGAGUCACUGUUAGCCUCAGAGAUGCACUGAUCCAUUUUUUUCCGAUCCAAUCCAAUACCGAUACCUGGGCUGAAUGUAUCGGCCGAUAUCCGAUUUGACAUUAGCCUUACGCUCUGUUUGCAUUAGUAACUGCAUGCUGUGUGUGAGGACGUAACCGGCGCAGCAGACAUAGAAUUUGAGCGAACAGAAUCACUGUGUUGCUGUGUAUGAUAUUAAUUAAAAGAAAAAAAAAAGACUGGAUUGGAACGCUGGAUCGGCGUCAUUCAUCUGAUAUCUGUUCCAAUUAUUUGUCAAUAUCAGAGCCGAUAUCCGAUCCAGAUAUUGGAUCGGUGUAUCUCUAGUUAGCUUAGCGUUUCUUCUGAAUAACAAAAUCUGUUUUUUCAUUAAAACUCUGAUCAAAAUAAAGAAAUGAUCAUAUGUUAAGUUAGGUGCAUCUGUUAGAGCGCAUCAGCUUCAUUAAAAAUCACUCCUGUACCAUCUGAUGAUCACUGCAUGUCCUCGAGGGAUCACGUAAUGUAUGCAUUAUCAUACACUGCUUAGCAUCUGUCUAAUGACAAACACUCGAGGGGCAUACAAAACUUCACCCAUACAAAAUUUAACACUAAUCAUCAAAGGGUUUAUGCGAAAAACAACCUGAAAUUUAUUGACGAAGCCAUAAAAGAGCUCAGUUAUAUAGUGCAAGGUGGCGACAGUACUCCUGCUAACAAAUGUUUGGAUAUUUCAGUUUAGGGAGCUUGAUUUUGCAUUGUUUGUAGUUUUUAGUUCCAAGGUGCAGGAAAAAGAUAGAUCACAAAAAAACAAGUUACCAAAGCUUACACCUCACAGAUGAGACUUCCAACUUUUCAUGCUGAUCUUAGCAUUUUGACCAUUUUUUUUAUUUGCAUGGUAUCAGUAUUCCUGUGAGGAACUCCUAACUGUUAAGACUAUUUCCUUCAUGUUUGAAUGUCUUUAUUUUCUGUCUUAGGGUAUCUACGGAGCUGCGCUACAGGAAACAGCCGUGGGGUCUCGUGAAGGGCUUUAUAGAGAAAAACUUCUGGAGUGGUCUGGAGGAAAACUUCCGCGUUCUAGGUAAAUUCGAAUGUUGUGUUUUAGUCUAUUUUUACAAUAUAAAUCUACAGUUUUGAGAAAUUGCAAUCCAAAAGGUACAAAAAAGAUAUAUUACUACUUUCACCACUAUUGUAAAGGGACAAGAUUGGUUCAAAGACGACUGAUUCAGGGUUCAGACACAGUUGGAAUUUCCAUACUUUUCCAUACCCCAUUUUUUAGAAUUAUUUUUGGAAUUACUUUUGAAAACCUACUUUUCUAUUUUUGAAAACAGUAUUUUUUUAUACUGAGGUAAUAGUCUGGAAACCUAAAUAUUUUUCCAUACUUUAUUUUUCAUUUACCAUAUUUCUUAAGACCUGGAAAUUGAUCAAAUUACUUCCAUACUUUCCAUACUUAUGUAGGAACCCUGCUGACUGGUAGAGAUAGACUAACAACAUCUUAACUGAAUCAUGAUAUGGUAUGUGUGGUAUGAAUGUGUGACAGUUGUCCUCUUUGUCCUCCCAGAGCUGGAGCUGUCCAAGCUGGAGGACAUCCUGACAGAGUCCCACCAGUUAUCUCCGAAAGCCAAAGUGGUGAAAAACUCCACGGUGAGGCGGAAGAAGAGGCCGCUGCCGCACAUGCGCAGCCAGCAUCUGGACGAUGCUCUCAGCCCUGUUACCACGCCAACAGAUGAGGAUGUCAUUCAAAGGAUCAAACAAGUGGCAGGCUCCACGCAAACCAGACACCAGAGUCCAGAACACCAUCACCUACCCGGAGGCCUCGCUCUCUACAGUGUCUCCAAACUGCUGCUCAUCAUCAGCUUUGUGUAAGCGACACACAAGCAUGUACACUCGCAGGCACAUGCACAACCACCCAUAUCGCUUGUAAAUCUGGCUAUGAGGGUCAUAUACAAAUUUUACACAUGCUGACGUUUCACACAAGCACAUACUGUAUACUGCACACACCUUCAUCUCAUGUCGAGAUCUUCCACAUGGUUUCAUGAUUUCAUCAAUUUUUCCUGUUUGUUCUGUGAAGUUUUGUCUAAUUCACCGAUAAAGUUGUGUUGGUGUCUAAUUAAUAUCUCAUUGUGUCGGUCUAUUAAGUGUAACCUGUCUCUCCUCUCCUUCCAUUGCCAUCCAUAGGAUCUGUUUAAGGUACAUAACCUGAUCAGCCAGCAUAGCCAGAUCGAUAUAUUUAAGUGUUCCUAGCAUACUGGGUCAUUGUUGUGUGCAGAUAAGGAGGUUUAUUAUCAACGCAAAUAAAUAAAUGUCAUCAAUGCUGAGAGGACGACUCGUUUGUGAACUCACCUGGUUUCUCUCUACCCUCCUUCAGCCUGGUCCUGCUGGUUUUCCUCAACAUGAUGCUUUUCUACAAACUGUGGAUGCUGGAGUACUCUGCGCAGUCCUUAACAACCUGGCAGGGUCUGCGGCUUCAUGAAAGGUACACUCACACACACACAUUCUUCUUUUCUUGUUUAAGCCUCAUGAGUGGCAUGCUGUGGUAGGUACUGGGCUUGUGAACAUAUAAAUAUCCAUGCAUGGUUAUAAGCGUACACAUGAAACACUCACACUGUGCAAGACACACACCAAACUACAUCCAUAUGGCAGCGUGAUGGGGAAACACCGAGCUCCCAAAAUUACCCCUGAAUCGCUCAGGGCUCACUGAAACGAUCUACCAAACAGUUUUUUUUGGCAGACCUUCAAAAUGGAAGUCGUGCUUCAGCUGCUGCAGCCUGAUGUUACUAAUGUGUGUUUGUCUGUGUGUGUGUGUUUGUGCAUGUGUGAUAUUUUUCUCUCCCAGCAAACUGCCUCAGACGCAGAUGGAGUGGGCCCAGCUCCUGGAGGCUCAGCAGCGUUACCAUGACGCCGAGCUGCAAAAGUGGAGGGAGAUUAUCAAGUCGUCAGUGGUGCUCCUUGAUCAGGUACUUAAACACAGAGAGUGACUUGUGGAAGUACUUCUAAAAUAUAUUGUUACAUGUUUUGUUAGAGAACGGAUGAGCCUUUUCAAAAACAAAAAUCUAGUUCUGUAACACUCAUCCUUAGAUGACAAACUUUGUGUUGCAGGCAACUGAAGUAGAGAGGAUGUCAGCCACUGUGUGAGCCACUGGGCGUAUUUUUAGUAGUAGUUUUUCAGUAGGAGUGAUCCACAUUUAGAAUUGUAAACUUUUUGAUCAAGGUGUAACUUCAACUUUUAUGUUUUUCUUUUUCUUUCUUUUUUUUUUCUUUUUUGGGUAUUUUAAAGCAAUUUUGCAUUCCUUCAUAAGUGUCACAUACUGGAUUUGUAGUGCUCUGUAUUGGGUCUCAUAUCCCAGUGUAGCAUACUGACCUGUUUCUUUUUUAUUUUAAAUACAUUUUAUUUAAGUUUUCAAAUUUUUACUUGAACAUUAUGCAACACACAAUGUCACCCCGACCCCCAUGACCAGACAGUGCAAAAAAACAAUAAUAAAUAGCCCACAUAUCUGCGCAUAUUUAUAGAACAGAAGUUGAUAAAUAAAGCAAAAAUCAUGUUAAUUUUAAGCAUUAAGCAAAAUCAUAAAUUAGCUUCCAAACUGGCCCUUUUACAAAAGUCUAAAAUGAGGGGAUGGAACAGCCAUUUCUAUAUAAACUGGUUCAGAUCAAGUGCAUCACUUUGUCCACAGGGGGUGCCAGAGUUCACACAAAGUCCUUCAUGGGAGUUUGUUGUUGUUAUUUUUAUUUCAAAAGACUGAAUAAGAAAAACAACACAAUCAUCUCCUACCAUUCUCAGCUUUAAAUGAGUCAGGCACCUUACCUGAACUACAUCUAAUUCAUAUUAAAAUAGAAAAACAGAUACACAAUUGACUUAUAUAAGGGUUACAUGGUAUGAAAGUUUAGUGAAAACCUGUACAGACCUCUUAUAUACACUUCAUUAUACAACUGAUGGGAUCGGCCCCCAUGAUCCAAUCUGAAACUCUCUGAAAACUUAAUUUGUCAAUAAAAUUUGUAAGAUUGGAUCAAACCUGAUAGCCGGAAUCUGAUGAGAUUAGUUUUGUUCCACUGGCUCCUGAAUAAAUCUGAUGGCAAGUUGAUCAAGUAUGAUUAAAAACCUUUUACAUGCAGCCGUAGUAAAGGGUGUAAGGAUUUUUAAAUGUGGUAGGAAUCUAUGAACUAACUGCUUAUAAAAUGAGAAAAACUCUGAGCUGUUCCAGGAUGUGGGUUGACUUCAUUUGCAGUAUCAAUACUCAGAUUUUUGACAAAAGUAUUACAGUCUGCAGCACUAAUGGAAAAAGGGUUGAUUUAAUUAAAUUAGCCCAAGGAUAGAGGUCCUUAAAACCCCUGUCAUGCAUCUGUGAUAAAUAAGAUGACACAUUUUUUCCAUCUUGUUUCUUUAUUGAAUUUCCCUUUGGGGAUCAAUAAGUUGUCCUUAUCUUAUCUUGUAGAUGAAAGACUCUUUAUUAAACCUCCAGCGAGGCAUUGGUUUAAGGGACUACAGCUCCGAGGCUGAGGAGAAGAGGAGUCGCUAUCACUGA
This is a messenger RNA of Xyrichtys novacula (pearly razorfish), 78934 nucleotides long. NCBI's taxonomy places the organism in Eukaryota, Metazoa, Chordata, Actinopteri, Labriformes, Labridae. The record is from the annotation of a GenBank genome assembly.